Messenger RNA from Xyrichtys novacula (pearly razorfish), 63417 nucleotides. The record is from the annotation of a GenBank genome assembly. NCBI's taxonomy places the organism in Eukaryota, Metazoa, Chordata, Actinopteri, Labriformes, Labridae.
AUGUGGAGCUGGAUUUUCAGUGUGUUCAUCCUCCUGUCCUCCAUAAAACAUGCUGAAGCUCAAGGUAUUAUUGUCACAAUUACAAAUUAUCUUCCCAUUUCCCACCACCAUCCCAGACAAAGUUGAUUUCUUUGUGCUCACAUGUAUCUUUGUUUACUUGUGCUUUCAGGCAGGUGUAACAAUGUUCAAGCAGCAGAUAUCGUCUUCCUGGUUGAUGGCUCUUCCAGUAUUGGCAGAGUUAAUUUCCUGCAGGUCAAGGGCUUUAUGGCUGGAAUUGUAAAACCAUUUGCAAGUGCUGUCAGGGAGACAGGGAUACGAUUUGGGGCGAUUCAGUACAGUGACACUUCCAGGUAAAUUACAGGAUUAUUUUUCAGCUCUCCACUUCCCUGUACACACAAUAAGAAUCUCACUGCAGAUGAAUAAUUAUCUAUGAAUCCAUAUUUCUCUCCCUGCAGAGUUGAAUUCACUUUUACUACUUACUUGAAUGGUACGGAGCUUGUCAAUGCUGUGCAGAAUCUAAACUAUAAGGGUGGAAACACUCGCACUGGUGCUGGACUUAAGUUUGUGGCUGAUAACUUCUUCAACCCUGCAACCAGUCGGAAUGUCCCAAAGGUCUGUGAGGCAGCUUUUCUGUAAUGAGUGAGAUUUAUUAAACCUUUUUUCUACCUUUUAUGAAUAUUUGAUCCUACUUAUGGGUUUCCCUUAAUUCUUAGAUUACUAUCCUGAUAACAGACGGGAAGUCACAGGACAAUGUGCAGGAGCCAGCACAGAAGCUACGCAGUCAAGGAGUGCAUGUUUUUGCAGUUGGUAGGUACCUGGCAGCAAUUUUUGAAACUUUCUCCGUAACCACUUUUUCUUUUCUUUCUCUGCCAAUUUUUUUUUGUCUUUUUGAUAGGUAUCAAAAGCGCAGACAGGAAUGAGUUGGCUCAGAUUUCCUCCCAGCCCAGCAGUGAUUUCACCUCCUUUGUCGGAGACUUCAAAUUGCUGAACACACUUCUUCCUCUUGUGAGCCCUCGAGUGUGCACUAAAGCAGGGGGAGUGUAUGCAAGUGAUGGUGUGUUGCUGAGCACAGAUAUAAAACAAAAUGAUCACACUAUAAAUCUGUAUUUGAUUCAAUGUUAAUGCUCUCCUCUUCCCUCAGAGGCUUUUACUGGUCCAUCCAACAUUCAGUUCACAAGCCAGACGUCUGAUUCUCUAAGGUUCCGUUGGACUCAAGCAGGGGGACCAGUUAGUGGGUAUGUGGUCCAGUAUGUGCCACUAUCUGGCCUGGGUCAGCCUAUAACUGCUGAACUGAAACAGGUGAGUUGUCUCCUGCUUUUCCAAACUUUUUUUCUGAUUAAUAUUGUGCACACAGUGGUCAUAACAUGGACUGUCUUUUCAUCACUGCCUGUCCAUCCAUUUGCUUCUGCUUAUCUGGAGUUGUGGUGGAAGCGAGCUCAGCAAAUUUCCCAGUGCCAGAUGUGAUGUAUAAAGCCUCCAAAGGGGGGCCUCAAGAAGGCAUCUGUAUGAGAUGCCCCAAAACUCCUCAGUUGGCUCCUCUUGAUGUGAAGGAGAAGCAGCUGUACCCCAAACUGACCCACCUGAAGUUUGUGGCCACAGGUUAAAGUUGGAAAAGCUUAGCUGUCAGGCUCAGCCCCCUCGUCAGCACAACGUCUGCAUUACAGCUGAUGUUGCACUGACACAUCAGUGUCAAUGUGAUGCCCUGUCAUAGGGCUGGGCAAUAAACCGAAAAUUUACCAAUACAGAAAUUUACGACAAUAACUGACGUCAUUUUGCCCAUGUCAGUAUAUUCAUUGUCAAAAAAAUAAACAAUUAAAAGUUGGUUGUGGAUGUGUGUAGGUAGGCUAUGGUCUCAUGUCCCUUUAAGUUCCUGUCCUACAUUGGAGAUGUGACUCUACCCCAUCCAGUCUGUAACAAAGAGGGAAAGACAGGCAAGGAGAUAGAGGACGGUUCAAAAGUUGUAGCGGCUGGAACGGCGGCUGGAGUAGACGAAGUUAAUAUGGGAGGGGGUGGGCAGCUUUUGGAGUAGUUAUCGUCCAUUUAUUGUUUAUGAGAUGAACUGCUCAAUAUAUCGUGAUAUUGAUUUGAGGCCAUAUCGCCCAGUCCUACCCUGUUAUCACAUUAAGCAUCAGUCUUUGACCCUCUCCCUCUUUCUUUCAUUACCAGUAUGUGGUGCAAAAUUUAAAUAUUAUUGAAAAGACCAGUUGCCUUGGAGAUACAAAACAUCAUUCAUUGAGCCUACUCAAGAGCCGUACAGUUUAAGAAGCGUAUCCUUGGGCAUGAGGUUGUUGCACGGUGUAUGCAAGUUUUUUGGCAAUCAUAGCUGCGUUAGAACUUAAUUAAUCUUUCUUUCCAACACAAAAUGCCGAGUAUUGGUAAGUAGCCCUGGUAGUGACAGGUAGUCCUGACACAUGAUGAUGAGUUUUUAGAUGACCUAGAUAAAAGGGAAUUGCAAUGUAAAGAGCCAAAAGUCAGUCCAGCUUCUUCCAGAGAAACACUUACCUUUGAUUCAGGCUGAGUAUAAACAUGUCUAAUGGGUGGAUCUUCUUGAUGUAAGUGCUAUAGAGAUUAAACUUUGGCAGAGUGAAGGGUGAAAUUCCCUUCUGUGUACCCUGGCAGACAAGCUAAAGAUAAAAGAAUGCCACAGCUCAUCCAUCCAUCAUUAUGUUUCUGCCCCUGACUUUGCUAAGACUUGUCUUAGUCCUCAAAGUUUAGAGGGAUGACCUCUACUUUGCACCUGCAGGAGACUCUCCCUGCCAACCAGAGAAACUUCAUCGCACAAGAGCUGAGGUCAGGAACUGACUACCUGGUGACUGUCAUCGCCCAAUAUCCCAACAGUGUGGGAGAGUCUGUUUCUGCCAAGCAAAGGACCAGUGAGUAAAUUACAGAAAAAAUAUAUAUCUGCCAAAACACAAACCUCUCAUUCACCUGUAAUGUUGUAUUAUCACCUCAUACAGGGUCUCUGCCAGGGGCUUCAAGUCUACGUCUGGUCCAGGCAGGCUUCUUCUCUCUGACUGUAGGCUGGGAUCAGCCCUCCUCUCCUGUUCAGGGCUACAGACUUACUUAUGGACCACGAGGUCAGGCAAACAAAUGUGUCUUUUUUCUGUCUAUUUUUCCUUCAGUAUUUCCACAUGCACCCCUAAAGCCCCCCCUCUUACUUAAACUUCACAGAGUUACAUAAAAAUGACAGAUUGAAUUCAUUUGGGAAUUUAAAAAAAAAAGGAAAAAUCCAGAAAGGGUGCAGGCUGUAGCUUCAGCUUUACAUACUUUCCCUUUGCAAAUAACGUGGUGAUAAAGACAACUCUUGUACCACUAGGUAAAAGCUAUGUAAGCACAAAACAAAACAAACUUUACAUUUUGAAAAAAACUCAACUAAACAGGAGUUUUGAAAUUUCCAUUCAGCUUUUAUCCUCAACGUUUACCAUACAGAAGAUGAUGGAAACCAGGGGUCCGUUUCACGUAGGUGGUUCAACAAACUCUGAGUUAAAUCCUUAACUCUGAGUUGAUCUACUCUGAGUUAGGAAACUCUGAGUUUUCGGUUUCACAACACCUGAUUUGAGACGGUUUUAACAACUCCGAGUAGUUUGACCUGGAGUUAAGCACGUGCACGCCAGACAUAAACAGCCAGCAUCUGUGGAGCGCAGAUUCAAUGAUCAACCAAUGGAAACAGGGAGAAGGAGGGGGCAGCAGCAAGCCAACAGCGAAUUACAGCACGUUUUUAACAGAAAGUGCAAUACAGCAGCAGCUGCAAAGGAGAGGGAGAGGGCUUGGGAGGAAAUCGCUGCUCGCGUCAAUGCGUAACUUUAAAUCUAGUCUCGUGCAAUCACAAUGACAGACUGUUGCAGGGAAACUGCUUGAAUCAUUUUGAUCAUGUUUUACAUUGUCAAGUAAGUAUUAAGUGGCAGUUUGAUCCCUUAGAAAAUGCUCUUUUCACACUCAAAAAUGAAUUUUACUCUCUUAUGAUGUUCUGCUAAAUGAUUAGGAAUAUUAAACUAGCUCUCAGUAUGUAUAUGUACAUAUAUUAAACUAACACACACUACACUCAAUAUUAGACUUUCACUCAGCAAACAGAAAGAGGGCAGAUGCCAGAAAAACGGGUGGUGGCCCAGCAGCCACACCUUUAACGGAGGCAGAGGAGCUGCCCCCCACCCCCCCCCCUUCGACGAUCGCAACCCCCACCUCGUAGCAGCGAUCGUCGGACUGGUGUGUGUGUGUGUGUGUGUGUGUGUGUGUGUGUGUCUGGGGGGGGGGCAGCUCCUCUGCCUCCGUUAAAGGUGGGGCUGCUGGACCACCACCCGUUUUUGUGUUAGUUUAAUGUUCCUAAUCAUUUAACGGAACAUAAUAAGAGAGUAAAAUUCAGUUUUGAGUGUGAAAAGAGCAUUUUUUAAGGGAACAAACUGCCACUUAAUACUUACUUGACAAUGUAAAACAUGAUCAAAAUGAGAAAAUGCCGAUGUCUCACCUGAAACUCUGGGUUUACUGAGUUAAACCUGCUCCCGAGCAGGUUAGGUUCACGGAGUCUGUUACUGUGGUAACUGACCGAGAGGUUGAGUUACCUCUCUUUGUGAAACAGGUUAGAGUUACCCCUCUCUCCCUGGUUUAACUAACCCUCCUUUGUGAAACGGAAAACUCAGAGUUUCCCUGAUUUCAGGGUUAACAAACUCGGAGUUUCCAUUAAACCUGCUACGUGAAACGGACCCCAGGUUAGCAGAGUAGUGCUGCUCUUCUCACCUGUUUAUAUUGUGUCUCUUAUUUGUUUUUGUAGUUUUCAAUUAUUGUUAUUUUAACACUAGGGAUGAGAUGGUUGAUUGGUGUCAAAAACUUGGAGCAACAGUGUAUCUUAGAUUAUGUCCUAUUGAAUUGCAUCUGGCUGUACUGUAUGGUAUCAUAUAGUAUGAUUUUAUAUGCCGUUGUAAGGCAAUAUUGAAGACAAAACAGAGUUUUAUACAAUAAUAAUAAAAACUUUAACCUGGUUUUUCACUUGUGUAUAUCUACUGUACAUGUUCAGUGAUUUUUUUUUUAAAUGUACAAAGUGAACUUUCUCUCAUCUCAAACAAACUCUGCAUACUAACGUCAAAGUUUUUUGGCUUAGUUCAUCAUCUUAGAGCAGAGAUCAACGAGUUCAUAUGAAUUAAAGAACAUUAGAAACACCUGUUUGGAUCCAAGCAAUACCGACACAAAGUAAUUAUUCAUGCUCUAUUGCUUGCUGACAGUGUUAUCAUGUCACACACACAUUAUCUUGGCAGGAUGAAGGAUAUUCAAAGUGAAGGAGCGAAAGUUGCUACAGGAGUGAAUAACAGUUAACCUGUUGGUAGCAGGUUUGAAACAUGUCAAGAAUGUGUAGCAUUUAAGACUUGAGAACAGGAACAUGAACUUCUCCAACACCUUAACCCCUCAGGCACUGACUGUCAGUGAGGGGUUUAUAGCCCAUUCAUUACCUCAAAUAUCAAAUACAGUUUAUCAUCACAAGCAUUGAAGUAUCAUCAACGGUGAAAACUCUUACCUCAAAUCAGACGUUCUUUUGUCGUUGUGAUUUUAGAGACAGGGUGUGGCACUGAUCAUAGCGCUGUUGGGAUGUCUGGGUGCUUAUGCCAUGAUUCAGGCAAAGAGAAAAGUGGCCCCUGAGGGCUGAUAUAAACACUUUUUUUUAAAAGUGUGGCAGGAGUGCCAGUCUCACAUGGAGCUUGUGUGAGAGUAUUUAAAUGAGGUCUGUGACGAGAAGAGUGGUGUUUGUACCUGGUUUUUUUUUCACGUUUGACAUGGAUAAUUCACUUAAACAGGACAGAUACUGUCCCACACCCAAGCACAUGCACAUUCACAUGCACACACAUGUUUAUCUGCAGCUGGAUUGUGGCCAAACUAAAGAUUUAAACAAAGAGGUGAGAAUGACUAAACUUAAUGAAGUGAAGACAGAUCCCUCUUUUUUGCAGCUUGUCAGCUAAUUCAUAUAAUUCUCACAGUUCAGUGUAAUUUGUGAAUGCUAUGAGUGCACUAAUUGAUCUCCUGUAUGCUCUCCAUUAUUUUCAUGUGGUUGGACAAGCAGGUCAGCCAGCCGCUCAGCUCUUGGAGCAGUCUCUGUCUGCAGACUCCAGCUCUAUCACUCUGGAGUCCCUUCAGCCUGACACCGAGUACGUCAUCAGCCUCUACCCACUAUUCCCACGAAACUCUGCAUCCCCCUCCAUUCUCAACGCUCGCACAUGUGAGUUCACCCUGUGGCCCUUUAAAUAUGUCAAUUGCAGAGUUAUAUCAUGAUGGUUAAAGAUUUAAUCAGAGGACAUAAUGCAGAUGUUUGUUAAAACGGAAGCUUCUGUGAGGAACUUUGCAAUUGCAGCGAUACUGGUGCCCCUUGUGGACAAAACAAUAAAUGGUAAAAGGUGUUUUUUUAGUUGUAAAUUGCCUUUUGUGAUAUCUGGCCCAGUUAAUUCUACUAUUUCAAAAUUAUUAGUUUUGUUGCUGUUGGUCUUUGCUUUGUAGGUCAUUAAGAGGCAUCUGUAUUAAUCUCAGUCUGUUUUAUGCUCAGUUAAAAAAUCCUGUAGCCCUCAGGCCCUCCUCUCCAAAACGACAGUAGAAAAACCCAUCUGAAAGAGCGAAAAAUGUACCCAGGAGGGCCUGAGGGUACUUGAGUCUUGUUUAAACUAACAGUCCAGAGUAUGUCCCCUUUAUAUGUUGAUACUGUCUUCUGGUAUUAAGUUUCAGAAAAACAAGCCAGUGUUUUUCCAAAUAUCUGCGUGCUCAUGUUUUUGUGUGUGUCAGUGCGCCUUGAGGCAGUGCAGCAGAUAUCAGUGGAGACGGAGUCAGAGGGCAGUGUUCGCGUCCGGUGGAGAGGCGUCAGUGGUGCACGGGUGUAUCGUCUGGUCUGGGGACCAGUCACAGGUCAGGACAAAGCAGAAAGUUACAAACGACAUGUUUCAGUUUUUACACUAUCAGCUCUUUUUUAAAAACAUUUAGCAUACACAUUGAUUGUUCUUGCUUGUCUGUUGAGAAAGGUCGAAAUGUGGAGACAGUGGAGUUACCUGGUGACAGCGAGUUCUACACUUUGUCCAGACUGCAGGCCAACACAGAGUACAUCGUGACUGUCAUCCCACUGUAUGAGGGCAACACCGAGGGGCCUGCAGCAACAGCUAAGUUCAACAUAGGUCAGUUUGGAUUGAGUAUUUCUCUGCUUACUGUUUUCUGUAUUAUUUGUUAGGGGUGGGAGAAAAAAUCGGCAGAGUAUUGUGAUAUUUUGUCUGGUGAUUUAUCGUAUGGUCUCAUUUACCAAGUAUUGAUUUUUCAAAUUAAUUGUUAAUAUGAAAUCAAAUCUAUGACAAUGGAAAAAUAAAAUCAACUGGUUGUCCAGUGAGGUUGGCAGAGGUGCCAUCAUAGAGCAGGAAAAAGUCAGUACAACAAAUAUAUAGAAGGUUUGCAAGAUGUGCUACAUGAAAAUAAAAUAAAGCGUAAAUAAGACAAACAUAAAGGAAAGACAAAUGCUAAAUUAGCUAAACAGUUGAAAAAAAUGUAAAAAUUGCAUUAUAUUUUAUUGCAAUACUCACUGUAUCGCAAAAUGUUAAAACUCACGAUAAUGUCUUAUCUCGGCCCAAGUGUCGUGAUAAUAUCGUAUUGUGGGGCCACUAGUGAUUCCCACACCUAUUAUUUGUAUUUUCUUCCCUGUGAAAAUACUCUGAUACACCCACAAAAAAUUAUCAAUUUGCACAAUUUACUGUGUAAUUUUCCUAUUUUUCUGAGUCCCUUCAUGGUUUUUCACCUUCAAAGCUGUGAUACAGACCAGUUUUUCAGUGGGCUGUUUCCCUCUAAUGUGCCCUGCCAACCAAGGAGAAGGAAGGCAAAGACAGAAGAUUGUCGCAAUCUUCCGCCAUGAUUGUCUCUCAUUAACAAACCUACACAUGUAACUGUUUAUUUCUGUUUGAAGCACAUCCUCAGCACACCUACGCACUCACACUCACACACACACACUCACCAUCUGUGCUCUGUGAGUAAUGUCCAUAUGGAGUCACAAAGGUCCCGCAGUGUUAUUUGAAUGAAGGCUGAGUCACUGAAACUCUUGUGGCCCAGUUCUGCUAUCAAAGAGGGGAAAUAUAUACAGCGUGCUUCACACAGUUUACCACACAAACUCAAAUUGUAGCUUGUUUCUCUUUUGUUUGUUCCUGUGUAGACCAGUUGAGUAAUAACAGUUUGUUGUGUCUGUGGAUUGUGAUGAGCCGGCUGUCCCUUCUCAUUAGGAAAAAAUGUGGGUUUAAGCGAGGACCACAUUUAAUGAAAGAGAAGUUUUCACUCACAUAUAAAUCCUAAAAAUGUAUUUCAAUGCUUUUGCAUGCAUGAUACUUAAAGUUUCAGUGUAUCUUUAAUUAAACAUGGCAUUGAAAUUAUUUUUUUAAAUUAUCGCAUUUUGUUUAUCCACCUCCAUAUUUCCAACCACUUCAGUAGAAUUUGACUAAGCAACAUGAUGGGUGAUGGAGUCAAAUAUUGAACUUGUUAGUGUUUAGUCUGGCUCUCAGGCCCAGGGGGGACAUCAGCUGGUGCCAGUUGCUCAGACACUGAUCCAAGACUUUGUUCUUUGGCCUGUGUACUCCACACUGACAUUUCCUCGCUGAUUUAUGUUCAUCACACGUACAAGCAGAGCCCUGUGGCCACAUGCAGUAUGAGAAAGAACUUUUUCUCUCACAUCACUGACCUGUGUGAUUCCUUUGCUCUUUGCCAAGGAGUGCGUUUUUCUUUAAACCACUGCGGCCCACUACAUCAGCAGCCUGAGGGUGGAGGUGUGGUGCUGUGCAUGUAAUCUUUUUAACCAAGAUUGAGAGAGUUUUGGCACCCUGUCAAGUCAUACUUUUUGUAUCAUUUCACAACACAUCACUGAAUUGUUAUAGUCCUGGCAGGUUUUGAAGGUAAUUGUGCUGAAAUGCAGCAUCUGGCUGUAACCCUAUUAAAUCAAGUUUGGAUUUAGUGUGAGGUGUCAUACUUAGCAAUGAUUGACUACUUGGUUCAGCUGUUGGGUGUUGUUUUGCUCAGAGGCCAGUGAGAAAUUAGGAUUUCAGUUUUUUAAUUCAGUUAUAUUUAGUUAUAUUUCAGUGUUAUACUUCAUUUUUUUAAUUCAGUUAUAUUUCAAUUUUUUAUUUUAGAUAUAUUUAGUUAUAUUUCAGUUUUUAUUUCAGUUAUAUUUCAGUUUUUUAUUUUAGAUAUAUUUCAGUUUUUAUUUCAGUUAUAUUUCAAUUUUUUAUUUUAGAUAUAUUUAGUUAUAUUUCAGUUUUUAUUUCAGUUAUAUUUCAGUUUUUUAAUUCAGUUAUAUUUAGUUAUAUUUCAGUUUUUUAAUUCAGUUAUAUUUAGUUAUAUUUCAGUGUUAUAUUUCAAUUUUUUAUUUCAUUUAUAUUCAGUUAUAUUUAAUUUCUUUAUUUCAGUUAUAUUCAGUUAUAUUUAAUUUCUUUAUUUCAGUUAUAUUCAGUUAUAUUUAAUUUCUUUAUUUUAUUUAUAUUCAGUUAUAUUUAAUUUCUUUAUUUUAUUUAUAUUCAGUUAUAUUUAAUUUCUUUAUUUCGGUUAUACUCAGUUAUAUUUCAGUUUUCUAGUUUUAGUGAUGAAAAUUUUAACACAGCCCAUUGGACAUCUGGUUACUCUAAGAUAUUUCUAUGAUACAUUUCAGUUUGUUUUGACUGUAUAAAUUUAUAGAUUUCCACUUUGGUUGGAAAGGCAUUGCAAGAGGUAAAUGAAACAAUAAAAUUCUAAUAGGCUUCAAAUGAUUUUUCAGGUCUGUAUGAUACAAAAAUACCUGACAGAUCGAUGAACCGCAAUGCAGCUCAGUCUUGGGUUCACUUGUUUAUCCUUGUUCACGAAAUGGCCCUCUAAUGCACAGCUUAGCGAAAGGCCUGCUCAGGAACUAAAGUUCUCCAUGGCUAUGACGGCUUUCUGUCAAUUUUAAAACUGCUGGGGUUGUGACAUUUAGACCGAGAAACAAAUGUGUUCAUUAUUCCGGUUGUUAAGUGAUGUCUGGACGUAGGUUACAGUGUCGCACUGUAUUCAACUAGGGUCAGAGAAAUACAUUUGCAGACAUGUCUGAGACAUGAGUGAAUCAUCUUUGUUUACCUGCAGCCAAAGCUCAGGGCUAAUGAUCACAAAGACCAGCUCUGGAUGACUGAGGAACACAUGUGGGCACAGCAGAUGAAAACAUAACAAUAAGGCCUGCCUCAUGGAAAUUUGCAUUCAACAACAGGUUUUUUUAAUUUGUUAUGGGUCAUAUUAGCCAACAAGCUUGCACUAUCUCUAUUCAUAGACACAGCACAGGGGUGUUUUUUUCACAAGUGCUUAUCAAUCAAGAAAUGGUGAAUUUUUUAUUGAAUUUCAUAUUCAUGGUAUAAAUUUAUCCAUGAUGAUGAUAUGUUUGAUUUUUAAACCUAGAAGAAACACUGGUUUCUCCUGCUUCUCACUGUGUUAUGUAAACAGAAAAAAUGGCUGCCAUGUAAAUAUGAUGAAUUGAUUGUGGUAUUUUUUUUUGCUUUGUUUUAGCUACAAAAUCUCUUCUUCAAAUAAUAUUAAAGACAUUCUUUAAAAAAAAUAUUGGAAAAGAGUAAAACUGAUGACACAACACAUUGUUUAAUGUUUUCUGAUGCAUAUCCUGUGUUUUUUUUCUCAGAGCGUCAAGAGCAGCAAGUCCUCAGAGCAGCCACUACCGGCCCAUCCACUAUUCGCCUCAUCUGGAGACUUAUUCAGUCAUCACAAGGAUACCGCCUGGAGUGGAGGGAGGGUGAAGGUCAGUCAUGCAUGAGACACACAAAAAUUUAACGGUUCUUUUAAUUUUUUUGCACUUUUAUUUAAGUAUUUGGUACUUUUAAAGUGGACAGCCAGAUUUGUAAAAGUUAUUUUCAUGACCAAAUUAAUUAGAUAUUUAAUUUGUACAUUUUUUUUUAAGUCAUAAAGUUUGUGUAACAGAAAAUGCAAUUGCUUAAUCAUUACUGUAUCGCUACAUUAUUUGCUCACAUGCAACCUCAACAAGAAUCAAGUGCACACUCCAGUUUAAAGAUGCAACUCAAAAGGUGUUUGAGGUGGCAGUGCAAAAACAUAAAUACGUUCAUGUAUGCCUCCAGGAGGUCGUGCCCAGACCCUGUCCUUUCCUAAAAGCACCACCAGCUACGAGCUAACAGGUCUGAAGCCCAACACAGAAUAUAUCAUCACCCUUUACACCUUGUAUGAGGGACGUGAGGAGGCCACACCUGUCUCUACUGCAUCCAGAGGUGUGUGACCUAGCCGGGGGGAACUAAGCCCUGAAUUCAGUCUGAAUUGAUUUAUGGGUCAAUGUUCAGAAGAUGAAUUCCAAGUGGUUUUGAGUGUUUUAUUAAUGUAGAUAUUCUAUUUAAUAAAGUUUCUUAAUUCAUUAUGAGUGUCCUAAUUCUCCAUUCUGUGAUGUUACAGAGGAACAGCCAGUAGGGAGAGUGUCCAACCUGAGAGUUGUCGAGUCUCUGGGCAGCACAGUCAGGCUGGGCUGGACAGGCGUAACUGGGGCCACUCAGUACCGCAUUGUUAUCCUGAACACAGAAGGUAGACUGACUCAGUCUUUUCCUAUUUUUUUCCUAUUUUUCUCUUUUUUUUUUUUGCUCAUUAUGAACAGAAAUGUGUUUGAUAGUGCUGUGACUGUGUGUUUUAGCCCGAACAGAGGAAAUCAGGAGUAUCCCUGGAAACCAGACGACCCUUGACCUCAGAGACCUAACAGUUGGAGUGUCUUAUGGAGUCAGUGUCACAGCACUGGUAGGAGAAAAUACAGGCGAACCUGUGACUGUCUACAUCAAACCAGGUGUGUAGUGCAUUAUAACCUCGUUAACACGUCACACCUAUUAGCUCGUUAACACGUUAGCAUGUACAACAUUCUCCUGAUACUUCCUUUCAAGAAAAAUGUUUAUCUUUCUCACAUGAGGUCUUGCAUACCCUUUUUUUCAGAGCAAGGUGUCGGCAGAGUGACAAACCUCAGAGUGACAAACACAAACGGACGAAGACUUCGGAUCGCCUGGACAGGCGUUUCAGGGGCAACAGGAUACAGGGUUACUUGGAGACAGGGGAACAGUAAGUGAUCUCUUUUGUAGAGAGUGCGUGAGUUGUGAAAUCUUUGUAAAUGAAUUUGUCUUCAGGGUCACUGAUAAAAAUGAAUCAGAGAGUAAUCAGAUCUGACCUCUCAGUCCUGUAUAAAACAGAAGCAGAGAACUUUAAAAGACUUCAUGUCUUAACCUCUCUCUUUGCUUUGGCCUGCAGUCAGAAUUUUAAAAGGAUCAUUUUAUUCACCCUCGUUCUGACCUACAGGGGGAGAGCAAUCCCGUCCUCUGGGGGCAGAGGCUGUGUCUUACACCAUAGAUGGCCUGCAGCCUGAUGAGGCACUGGUUAUCGGUGUUGCAGCUGUGGUUGAUCAACGUGUUGGAGAGGCGGUCACACUGUCCGCCAGAACUACUGCAAAUGGUGGAUCGGUGUCUGGUCUUCGAAUUGUUGACAUCACAUCUAAGAGGGUUCGCAUUUCCUGGUCACCAGCUCUCCGGGCGACUGGCUAUAAGAUUACAUGGCGGCGUGCUGAUGGUAUGCAAUCAUUAGGAUUAGCCUUUGGAAAUGAUAUGCAUUUGGAUAUGAUUUAUGAAAAGUGAGUAAAAUGAUUAAGAGUGAAACCAUUUAGAAAUGGUCAAGCCUCGUCUACCUACGUGUAACUGAGGUUGGAAAAUGAUUCAAAUUUUCUCGCCCUUUGCUGUGUUUUCUUGUUGCAGGAGUUGAAACAACUCGUAAUGUGCCCUCUGACAUCUCUUCCUACACCAUUGAUGGCCUGCAGGCAGAUUCAGCAUAUAACGUUUUUGUUUCCUCGCUUACCGGCUCCCGUGAGGGAAGUCCUGCCACCAUCAGUGUCAGAACAGGUACAGCACUGAAUCCAUCAAUCGAAUAUUGUUAUUUGUGCCUUUCUCAAGAAAACUCAAUGCAAUUGGGAAAUAAAUAGUACAAAAUAUGAAUAAAUGAUUGGUAUUCUGAUCUUCAGAGUCAGACUCAUCUGUGGUCGGGACUGUGACAUCACUGCAGGUCGAGGAGACUCGUGGAGAGGUUGUCCGAGUCACCUGGGUCGGUGUGCAAGGAGCGACAGCUUAUCGUGUGUCCUGGAGCAAAACUGACGGUAGAUCAAUUUUGCUUCUGUUGUAUUAAUUUGUGUUACCUUCUCAGAUCAGGUUAUUCAGCUGAGAGCAGAGACUACCCAAACUCCAUGUCGCUUCUAUAAGCACAUCAUGUUGAAGUUUGACCAUGACCUUGUGUGUGUGUAUUUACACUCUUCUCUGCUGUAAAACUCUGUGCGUCUGCAGGUGGUGAACAGAGGAGUCAGCUGGUUGGGGGAGAUGUGACAGCUGUUGAGUUAGACCAGUUGGAUCCUGGAGUCCAGUACGAGGUGCAGGUCAUGGCUUUAGUUCAGAACAGAGAGGGAACCCCUGUGUCUGUCAGAGUCACCACACGUGAGUAUUUUUUUAGGGCUCCCACAACAUUUGAUAACCUGAUAGAUUGGACAGAAUAUCAAUUGACCCCAGUAGUGAUGUUCACAUUGAAAUGUAUCUUCCCCUAUGACGAUUCUCUCCUUAAAAAUUCUGUUUUCAUUAGCUUACAAAGUAUCAGAGUUAUCAAGAAGCCAGUAAGCAUGAUGCAGAAGUCAAGCUGCAUUCCAGUUACCUCUGAAGUCGGAUGUCGGAGCUGGGGAUGACGUUACACCUGAGUUGACGGCGUUUCAGUUAACAAGUCAGAAAGCCAAGAUGGAUGCCGUUGUUAGCUGUAGUUUACAAUUGUCAGCUGGUGUUGGCUGUUUUCAGCGGUUGUCAACGGUUGUUAGUUGUUGUUAGCGAAACCUGUUGUAAACGAUGCAUAACGCAGUAUUUUACUCGUACAAACACCAUAGCACUGUGUUCACAGUUAGACGUUGGGCAUUACAACAAAUACCACUUAUUUAAUUUCACAAAAACAAAACAGAAGUGCUAAUAAAUAAUACAUUACGAGAACUUUCACUGUUACUCUUUACUGUUGAUGCACUGUGCUGCCAUCUUGAAUUAUGAUGCUUUCCUCAAGUUGGGGUUGGUGAGGAUUGUCCGACUUUCAAAGUCGGAAAUCCGACUUCAGGGGGGCGUUCCAGAUGAAUUUCCGACUCGGAGCUCGAAAAUUCCGACUACAACUGGGACGUAGUAUUAAUAUGAGAGUAAACUCACUUGUUAGCAACCACGUGUACAUUCCCAUAUUUAGUCCGUUAUAUUUCAUGAAACAUUAAUUUGAACACUGGAUUGCUUUACAUACAGCUGGCACCACAAUUCCUCAACAAGGGACUACAACUUUACGUGUGGCAGAGGUUACCCAGAAUUCUGUGCGGGUAAACUGGAAUCCACUGAGGGGUGUCACAGGAUAUAUCUUACGCUGGAGAGAUGAGAAAGGUAAAACACAUCAUCAUGCACAUGGCAAUUAACUCUGAUUUGACUAAUAUGUGCACGCUCUGAUACCAUGUCAUUUUCAUUGUUAAAAUCUCAGAUUCGGGCCCAGGCCUGUCAGUUACGCUCCCCGCUGCAGUCACCUCCUAUCAGGUAACUGGGCUGCGUUUAGGAAGGCGAUAUCGUUUUACUGUUCAACCAACCUUUCAGACUGGAUUGGGAACAGAAAGCUCUGUUGAUGAACACACAGGUAACAACAACGCAAACUCCUCUACACAAACUAUGAACACCUUUUGAUUUCUUACAUACACAAACAAACUCCUGUGGCUGCAGUGUGUGUGGGUGGUCGUUUGGAUGUGGUGUUUCUGGUUCCUGCUUCAACCGAUCGGCUGCGCCUUGCAAGACCUCUGCGAGAGCUCCUCACCAGUGCAGCGCGGUCCUUAAACACUAUCGGGCCGCGGGAUUCACAGGUACAGCUUUCUAAAGAUUGGGACUCUGAGCAAUAAUGGUGUUUUGAGCGGUGCGCUGAAUCAAUUAUAUUCCACCCACUUCAGGUUGGUGUUGUGGUGUACAGCUACAGACCCAAAAUAUGGUUCCUGCUCAACCGCCACAGCAGAUCUGACACUCUCCUUCAAGAGAUCCAAUCCACUCCCUUUGAUGAAGGCCCAGGGAAUAACAUCGGUCAGUUGGUGUUUUUAUUUUCUCAGACUUCCCCUGGGUUAGCAGUUGAGAUAACAUAUGUCUCCCUCUACAGGUGAAGCAGUGACUUUCACCAGACAAUACCUCCUGACCCCGACAGCUGGACGUAGACCGACGGUCCCAGGUGCUGUCGUCAUCAUCUCAGACCAGAAAUCAGCAGAUAACCUCACUGCAGCAGUCAGUGGUCUAGUAGGGACAGGUGUGCUGUUUUUUUUCACCUAUAAAGUGGUUGAAUUAGAACUUUACUCUGACACAUCUACCUCCUGUGCAGACCUAUAAUCUGGGAAAUAUUCAAACCUUUCUGUGACUUUGUGCUUGCUAGGUGUGACAGUGUUAGCAGUUGGCGUAGAUCAGGCAAAUACUGAGGAGCUGCGUCAGGCAGUGACGGAUGGGAGCCCCCAGAACAUCUUGUUUGCCAGGAGCGGGGCUCAGCUGGAUGGCACUCAUGCUGAUCUGGCAGACUUGCUCUGUGGUAUUGCCAGAAUACCAGAGGUAAGACAAAACCUGAAAAAAGAAGGCGUGAUUUGUUUGUAAUCUUUUUUUUCAAGCUUGGCAUCCUCUUCAUAUAAUUGUACAAACAAAACUUAAUAUUUUUUCAUUUUUGGGUACUCUUUUUCCCAAUUUCAUGAUCUUACAACAAACAAAAUAUUAAGGCAGACCCUGGAAAUGGUCUCAGUUUUUGGUGGAUUUUCACUGGAAACAGUGUUUUACUGUUGAGGAGGGUGAAACUUCCUUUCCAGCCGGAUGUUUAUGUCCUUUUUCUGUCCAGGUCACUCCAGGACCUAGCCAGUGUGUCCAGUGCCCACGGGUGAGUCAAUCUGACACUUAACUCUCUGUUUCUAAUGCUCUGGUUAUUGUGCAGCUCCUCUACAACUGGUAGAGAAAUACUUCAGAUCUGAUAACUGAUUGAAACAGGACAUACUCUCCUCUCUUUGUCUCCUUCUCACAUGUUUUUUUCUUUCUCAUUCGUUGUAGGGGGAGAGAGGAGAGCGUGGAGAGAGGGUAUGUCGAAGGAAAUUUACAAAAGUUAACUACUGUUCUUCUGAUUUGUAUUUGCUUCUGUGAAUUGUGAUCUCUUUUGUUGGUCCUCUAAGGGUGAAAGUGGCAGAGAUGGUGCAGAUGGACGCAAAGGAGAGCCUGUGAGUCAUGAUCCAACACCAACCUGUGUGACUCCUUUUGCGGUGUUGCAAAGUUGUUUAAUCUAACAUACUUUUAUUGUGUGUUUGUGUGUAGGGCCGUGAUGGUUUACCCGGAAGGGAAGGCCCCCGGGGACCUGAGGGACGUCCAGGUUCUCCAGGUCCCCCAGGCCAAGCUGGCUCAUUUGAUCCUGCAAGGGCAGUGAAAGGAGAGAAAGGGGAGAGAGUGAGUAUAUCUGAGGCCAAACUAAAACUACAGACUGUUGUGAGUGAGAAACAAAGGUUAACCUUUUCUUUUUUUCUUUUUAGGGUUUUCCUGGAAUUGAUGGAAGUCCAGGUUUGCCAGGACGGCCAGGUGCCCCAGGAACAGCAGGGCUCCCAGUGAGUACAUUUCAGGACCCAGUGAGUUAUAUAUUUUGUUGUAUGAUCACAGAGGGAAACAUAAUGAUGCUGUUUUGUGUCUGCAGGGUUCACAGGGAACACCGGGUAUCAGAGGAGACCCAGUGAGUAUCUCAGAUUCUCCUGAACCACAGAGUUGUCUCAUGGCAUUCAUAAGUUUAAGCACCACUUAAACUUUUUCUAGGGUGGACUCGGUGCAACAGGGCCAGCAGGUCCGAAGGGUGUUAAAGGUGAAAGGGUAAGAUGAAAGACCAUUUCAAACAUAAAGUGUUUGUCAUUUUUUUGUACUUAUUUCAAAAACACAUAGCGAACAGUGUAUAUGUAAGCGCUCUAUGAUGUGUUCACCUUAUGUUUCAGGGUGAACCAGGGUCAGCUGUGUCUGGAGGAGGUCUUCCAGGGAGGAAAGGAGAGCCAGGCAUCCCAGGGAUACCUGUAAGGAACAAACUUAAAAGACAUCACAGACUUUUGAUAACAUCAUGGUCAUCUUAACCAUCUGACAAACAUCAUCAGCAUAAUGGUGACAUAAUCCCUCUAUCCCGAGUCUCUCCGUUGUGUCCUUGGGCAAGACACUUAACCCACUUUGCUCUCAGUGUGUGUCCCCUCUGGUAUGUGAUUGUUGUGUGGUGGUGGUCGGAGAGGACGUAGGCGCAAACUGGCAGCCACAUUUCCAUCAGUCUGCCCCAGGGCAGCUGAGACUACUAAGGUAGUUUACCACCACCAAAGUGUGACUGUGUGAGCGAAUGAAUCAUGCAUCCAAUGUAAAGCACUUUGAGGGUCUCAGAUAAAACGCCAAAUGAAAUCUGAUGCAUAACAAUAAUAUUAAUAAUAACAACAACAAUAAUAAUAAUGAUCCCGCCCUGAUUCACCACAUGUUUAUAUUGUGUGUUAAGGGUACUCCAGGUCGUUCAGGCAUUGAUGGGUCCAAAGGUACUCCUGGAAUUCCAGGGACACCAGGUCAGGAUGGUCGUCCAGGUAUACCAGGAACUCCUGGGACCUCCAUCAAGGUUUGCUCCUUCCAGUGCUUUUCCCUACAUAAAUGUGUACCAGAAUUUGACAGAAGAAAGCUCCAGAAAAGGUCACGCUGAAGACAAGAUUUUGUUUUUCAAAUACACCUGUAAGAAAAUGUUGAGCCAGUAACAGGAGACAUACCAACACUCAUCUUUUUUUAAAGCAUAAGAAACAACCCAACUGUUUUUUUAAGUGGGGUUUUAUGAGGUGCUUGUCACAGUGCUCUCGCCACAGGGGAUGCCGGUCAGAUUGACUCCUUUGUUGAGAAAGUGGCUGUAAAACUGAAAUAAAACUGGAAGCUGGACAUUGUUUCUUGAGGGUUUGGGGUUUGUGCAGCUGUGGCAUGAUGUGAUUACCCUUUUAGCUUUUAUCUGUCUCUUACAAUCCUGUCCUCUUGUACAGUUUGGGUAAUGUGGAAUAUACUUGUUUGCUUUGAUGGCUUUAGUAUGUGUUUUCUGUUUGCAUGUAGGUCAUUCUAGCUUUUAACAUUGUUUUAUUCAUUUGUUAAAUUCAUUGGUUCUUCUGCAGAUGGAGUUGAACAGCAGUUUUCCCACCGGCAGCUCACUAACAGUUUAUUUUGGUAUUUUUGAUAUGGUUAACAGAUUGUGUCAUUAUAUAGUAAAACUAACAAUGAGUGGUGAACACUAACUUUAGAGGUGUACACCCAUUAGACUUUUUCUGGUUUUCUGAAUAAACUUUUGGAUAUUGAAGGAAGCCAGUAAAAUGUUGACUGAAGCUGUAAUAUGAUCUGCUGGUAUCCGCUAAUUCAGAAAGGUAAUAAAGUACUGUGUUGACCAGGUCCCACUGAGUUUUCCCCACUCAGCCCAUGGAGCUUUCUUCUGCUGUAGAUUCCAGCUUGUAAAGGUUUCAGUUUGUGUCCAUCAUCUUCGCUGUCAGAUUUAUUCAAUCUUUAGUUUUGGUGUAUAUAUUUGUUUCAUUUGAAUCCUGCUGACUCAAAAAUAGCUGAUAAGUACUCUGCAGGUAGAAGAACAGGCAGGUGUUGCAUCCAAAAAUGGUGUAAAAGCAUCUAGGCUUUCUGUAGGCAAAGAGAAACUGAACAUUUUCCAGAUAGUGUGCACAUUUAUGCUGAAAAAGGUGCUCACAUUGAAGUUUAUCAAAAGUAGUUAAACAACAAGGUAGAGCUGACCAGGUCUGCACUAGUUAAUAGCCUAGCUACCGUUUUAGUUCUCUGGAUGCUCUCUCAAGGAGUGAAGCUGACCAGCAGCUCCUGUGGGUAAAAUGCUAUAGACAAGUACCUCAUGAACACCUUUUACAAAAACACCAAGCUAUCUCUUUGACUGUUUUCACAUUAUUUUCUGAUUACAUUACAUUAUUAAGGUAACAGACAUGAUAACAAUCACAAAUUCAGUCUAUGAACUACCACAGUUUGUUGGUGCUUACCUCUUGUUGUAGAUUUCUUAGACAAAACUGUUAUUUUCAGACUUGUGCACAUGGUGGUAGCAUUGAGCUGCUUUUGUCUUUUCCAGUAGAGGCUCGAGCAGUUACUGAAUGUGUCAUGAAAUCAGAUUUUUGGUUUGGUUACGCAUUAUGUUUAAUGUUCGGUUUUGGAUUACAAAUAUGAGGAAUUUUAUUAGAAUCAAAUAUCAAAUCUUAUUUGAAUUAAAGAAAAAAAAAAAAUCCAAAAGACUCACUCGGUUUCUACUCUUCAGUAUUCACAAAGAAAGCAGUCAGGUAAUUGAUACUGAUACAUAAGCCAUUUCUUAAUACAGUAAUGACGUCAGCGUAUGAGUAGAUGUGGAGAUGAGGACAAAUGACAAUAAUAUUUGAGUUAUGUUUUUGAUGAUGGUGUGUUUUUUUUUCUAGGGGUGGGAGAAAAAAAUCGAUUCACAUAAGUAAUCGCUAUUUUUUGCUCUACAAUUUUAAAUAAAGGUAGUCAGUAGACAAUCAUAAUCAUUCAGAUGUUUCACGGGCAUUUAAAAUGCAGACUCAAAAUCGAGGGAAUUGACAAUAUUGUAGAAUCGCAAUUUAAAUCGAAUCAGCAUCGAAAACAAUGUAGAAGAACCGAAUUAGGAAAAAGGCAUUUCGUCCAAGCCCUAUUUUUUUCCAUUUAUUAACAAGUUUUGUGUUUUAUUAAAGCACUGUAUGGAGAAGUGUGUUACAUCUAAUCAAAUCAGCCUUUGAGUUUGUGUGUAGAGUCCUUUUGUAAAUGACCCUAAAAACACUUUUCAUCACCCACUGAGUGUUUGUCUCCAUCUUUUGCAGGGGGAAAAGGGCGGCACAGGAGAGCGGGUGAGUCACACCAUCAGCAGCUUCUCCUCUUAGCACAGAAAUGUCCCAAGGAGCACACAUGUAUAAUGAUCCUCAGCUCUUAUCUCUCUUUGCUGGCAGGGACCUCCAGGAGUCGGCAGUGGGGUGGCCGUCAAGGGCGAGAAAGGCUCCUCAGUAAGAGCUGUCAAUCUCUGCUAAUGUGCUGACAUGUUUGGUUUGCAGAUGAACCCAGUGUGUGAGCGGUUGUGAAGAUGUAGUUUGCAUUUGCUAAUUGCAUUUUUAUUAUCAGGGUACUCCAGGAACUCCAGGGUCUCAGGGUCCUCGAGGGCCGGCAGGACCACCAGGCAGCAAAGGAGACAAGGUGGUUGCAUAGGGACUCACUACAUGAGUGUGUGAGCAUGUGAGGGGUUUAUCUUACAGGCAUGGAUCAUGUUGUUUUAUGGUAUUUUUUCAGGGUGACGGUGGUGAUGGGGCAACUGGACCUCCAGGCAAACAGGGGGAGCCUGGGGAUCGGGUAAGUUGAACACACAGUGGUCUUAGAUGGCCAAUGAUGAUGAAUUCAGUUCACACUGGAAAAAGACUGAGAGCAGAAACCACUAUCAUGUCUGCACAUUUGCUGGAAACCAGAAAAGAGGAUUAGGGCCACAAGAAGAGAAAAAAAUAUUACAAUCUCGCAGUUUAGACUUGAAUCUUGUUCUAGUAAUAAAAUUUUUUUCUCCAUGUGGCCCUAAUCCUCUUUCAUGGGAAACCCUUCGAAAUAAUAAUAAAAAAAAAAAAACAUGUACAUCUAGAUUACGAUUAUACUUUUAAAAAAUGACAGACACGCAGAAACUUGGAAAAGUAAUAAAUCCCGACCUGGUAUGAGGAGCUUUGGGCGAACAGCCAAGUGAAAGUUGUGCCCGUCAGGCUGUUAUAUUUGAAUAAAUGUAGUGCCACGCUUCUGCCUAUCCUGCAAGAUAUCACUGACCAAUGAUACCAAAAUAAUUCUGCAUAUUUUAAUAUUGUUUGCAUAAAAGAUUCAUCUGUUAUGUAUAAGGGGGCCACGUUCAGCUGCAAAAGGAAUUUGAUGUUGUGGCAGUUUAUGUCAUACAGGCCUAUAACCAUUUGCAAUUCAAAAUAUAGCUGUGGGUCAAUGACUGUUUUAUUGUCAGACAGAAAUACUAUACAAUAUCAUCUGAAAUAAAGGCAGACAUUAGAUAUUAAUGGUGAAGGUAAAAGAAAAGAAAAAUACUGAGCCUCAUAAUUCAGGAGUUAGAAACAGCUUUAUUAUCAAUUAGCACAUGUAGCUUCUUCUACCGAAGUUAAUCAGUUUGUUCUUUUCUCAGCAAACCUUCAAUGUUCCAUGCGAUUUUGCCUGGAAAAAAAAAACUGUUAGUAUUGUUAAUUUAUUAAUAUUUGAACUUUUUGUGUGUGUACUUUAGGGUGCUCGUGGGCCUCCAGGAGAAAUUGGUUCCAAGGUAUGAUAAAUAAAAAAAACAGCUUCUUACAAGCUUUAAAUAGAAGAAUGACAUCGCUCUCUGUGCUCUAUCAGGGUGACCGAGGAGCGCCAGGUGAGCCGGGGUCACAGGGAGACAGGGUGAGUCUUGUGAUUUCCCAGUGAAUCGGAUGGGUGUGUGCACGUCUGUGUCUGAGAGAGUCUUCGUGACGUUUCUUUUGGCUGUGAUCCAAAUUUUUACAGCUGUGAUGCCAGGUUUUGUAGCAAAGUUCACCUCGAGGAAAUUCAUCAUGAAGAAAAAGAAAAAAAAGGAUGACAUUAAAGAUGCUGCUUAGCCUGCGGUGUAACUCAUUGAUCACAAAAAUGUUGAUUAAAAAGAGUCGAAGCACAUCAGAAGAAGAAUCUGAAGAAACAAGCUUCAGAGAACUUAGUAUCAUUAAAAAGAGCUUACAUGAAGAUUUUUUUUCUUCUUUUAUUUUUCUUCUUUAAUGGAUGCCUGUAUUUGAAAUAUAGUGAAAUUGUUUUGUGUGAUGAAAAGAAAACUAUGGUGAUGGAUGAGAAACUAGAAAAGGUUAUGAGGAAUAUUUGUAUAGUUUCAUCAGACUCAUAUUUUACUAAUGUAUUUGUUAUUCAAAAAAUAAGCACAUGCAGGGUUAGGGUUAGGAAAGGGUUAAGAGGAGUCCCACUCCUAUUGUUUUUUUUAGUACUUUAAGUGAUCUCAGUGGUCUUUGCAUUGUGAUUAUGAAGAUUUUACAAAAAAAUGCAUUACCUGAGUCAUUUUCAUGGGCUUUUCUUUUGUAGAGCUCCACUUGCUCAUUAGCAGCCUAACAUUGCCUGUGUAGUAGAAGUGGCAGGUAACAUAGGAGCUGUUCAGCUCUCGGACACUAAUGUCCCUAGAGACACGAUGAAAGCUAAUAUCAUCAUUAGCUUUAUUAUGAGCAUUGCAAUCCGCUAAUGCACACGCUUGUUCCGCGAUUGUCCUCUCUAUUUCUCUUCUAUAUGCAGAGUGCAUCCUGCAUACCCGGGCUCUGGGGGCGGAGCUUGGAUUGGUUACGAAUGAAAUCUCACUGAUUCUGAAUCUGCUGUUUAGGUCUGCCAGAGAUUCACAGCGAUUUGAAUGAAGAAAUACUCAGAAAAGCAUUUAGCAUUUAGUUUUCUUGUGAUAUGUCCUGCAGCUUCAGAAAAAUGCCAUAUGAACAUAUAAAAAAACAAGAAAAACAUGAUUUUCAUUGGAGUGGGUCUUUAAGCUCCAGCAACAAAUUAUCCAGAUAACUGCAUAUUUAAUUUACUGUAGACAUGCUCCUAUAUCGUUCCAUUUCAGUAAAUUUUAUGGGGUUCAGUUAUAUUACGGUACCACACUGGUGCAUUGACUUGGUAAUUGUAAAACCUGAUACUGUGUUUUAGGUUGUUUCAGAGGCUAGUAAUGAUGUUGGUAUUGGUACUGAAAAAGAUGCUGUGUAUAUAGUUGCAUCUCAAGUAAUUAGAAUAUCAUGACCAAGUUCAUUUUUAUUUGUAGUUGAAUUCAGAAAGUCAACUUUCAUAAGUUCUCAUAUUCAUGACAAUACAUUUUUCUUAAAAUGAAUCAAAGUAUAUUCAUUUCUGCACUCAAAACUUGUUAAGUGCUCCUUUGCCAUAAAUUCUCGCAUCAGUACAGCGGGGAUCAUCCUGUGGCACUGCUCAGGUGUUAUUGAAGCCCAGGGUUCCCUGAUUGCAGUCUCCAGUUUUUCUGUAUUUUUGGGUCAAAUGUUUCUUGUCUUCCUCAUGACAAUGCUCCACAUAUUCUCCGUGGGGUUCAGGUUAGGUAUGUUGGCUGGCUGAUGAAGUGCAGUGUUAUAGUGCUCAUCCUUUGGUAGUAGUUUUGGAACUGUGAGAAGCUGCUAAGCCCUGCUGCUAAAGGAAAUUACCAUCUGCACAAAGCUUGUCAGCACAUGAAGGCGCUAAAAUCUCCUGGUAUUCAGCUGUGUUGUCUUUGGACUGGAAUACAAUGGAACAACACAAGCAGAUGGCAUGGCAACCCAAAUCAUCACAGACGGAAGAAACUUAAACACCUUAAACUCUGUGCCUCUGUGCCUCUCCACUAUUUCUCCAGACUUAGAUUUUUAAAUUAAGUGUAAAUUUUGCUUUUGAAGUGAAUUUGGUUCAGAAGUGGCUCAGUGGUACAAAUGUGACAGUUGUGGUUCCUUUCAACAAGACCUUAUUGUGUGGUGGCUCUUGAUGUACUGACACUAGCCUCAGUCCAGUCCUUGUGAAGCUCUCCAAAGUCCUUGAAUCAACUUUCCAAACCGUGCUCUCAAGACUGCAGUCAUCCACGUUGCCCUGAUGACAUUUUCCCUUUCACUGAAAUUACCAAUACAGCUCUCUUUAAACAGCCAACCUUUUCAGCAAUGACCUCCUUGAUCCUCCUCGUGGAUGAUCGUCCUCUGGACAAAUAUCAAGUCAGCAGUUUUCCCAUGAUUGUGAUUAAGUGUACUAAAAAAGACUUAUAGAUAUGCGGUAUUUAUUUUCUUUGAUUAGUAAUUCACACAAACUCUAAAUUAAAUAUUGUAAUAGUUUGAAAUGUGGGUUUUUACAUUUUUUGAGCUUGUAGGUCAUGAUUAUUAUAAUUAGAAUAUAGAAAUCCUUUUUAGUUUGCAUGUAAUCCUGAGUCCAGAACGCAUUACAUUUUCAUUCUCUUGAACUAAUGAUGGGAAAUGUAAAACUUGGGUAACACUUUACUUGACGCCUAUUUCGCCAACACAUAAAUAUAUGUAUACAUACACUGUAUAACUAUCAUUAUAAACACUCAUAAAUGAUUAUAGUGCUUUAUAGCAAUAAUCACAACACAUUAUAAAGCAUUUUAUCACGACUUACAAGGUCAGGUACUAUAAUAUGUUAUAACUGUUAACUACUCACUGACAAUGCCCACACAGAUAAUGCAUUAUACAUACAUAUAUGAUGUGUUGUAAUUUGCUUAUAAACUUGUAUGUAACUAUCAUUAUAAACGCUCAUUAAUUAUCAUAAGGCUUUAUAACAAUGAGUAUAACACAUUAUAAUUCCUGACCUUGUAAGUCAUGAUAAAAUGCUUUAUGAUGUGUCGAUUAUUGCUAUAAAGCAUUAUGAUCAUUUAUGGGUGUUUAGAACUAUACUUAUACAGUGCUAUAACGUGAUUAUAACCCAUUAUACAUAUAUUUAUAAUGCGUUUUAGAGAUAGGCAUCAAGUUAAGUGUUACCAAAACUUUUUCACAAUAGUAUAAUAUUACUGAUAGGUACAAGAACAAUUCAGCACAGCUGUUACACUUUUGGUGUAGAGUGCAGGUAUUCUUUACAGAUGACAACCGUAUCUCUUAAGACUCUGAAAACCCUUGAAUAAGGCUACAAUUACAACAGCAAGGGUCAAGGAGUGGGAUGUUUGUGCAUUAAUUUGUUGCUGUAGAAAGAAAACAUUUCUGAGGACAUUUAAUAAUCCUGACUUGUGUUUCUUUGCAGGGAGAGAGGGGACCAGCUGGUGAACUUGGGGAAAGAGUGAGUGCUGCACUGCUGGUUUUAGCUUUUGAUUUAAAGAAGUCCAACUGUUGACACAAGGAUUUUAAACUGUUGACUGUUUAUCUCUCAGGGGGACCCAGGGAAGCCAGGCCUUGCAGGAACACCGGGUCUAAGAGUGAGUGACAGGCUGCCACUCAGUAUUGGCUAAUCACAUCAGAGGGCCUUUUUUCUUGUUACAAAAAGAAUAUUCUGACCGCCAUAAAAUUCACAGUGACUGUCAUGAAUGCAUCUUUUUCAUUUGUCAUUAGGGUCCAGCAGGCCCCGUUGGACUUCCAGGGGAAAAGGUAAGACUGAUUCAAUUAAGGGUAAAUGUAUGAGAUGCGAUGGGUCAAUAGGAACGUGAUUUCUUCACAGAACGUUUCAUAAUCUGUUGUAAUGAAUGUCUUAGCAAAGAUGAACGGAUAAGUGAACCUGUCUGUUUCCAGGGAAACCAAGGAACUCCAGGGGAGCCCGGCAGGAGUGUAAGUUAUCAGAUGAGAAAAAAAAAAAAAAAACUUGACAUAUAAUCAUUUAUCUUUCCUUUCAUUUAGGAUAUGCUGUCACUGUGUGUAAUGAUAAGUCUUUGCUGUGUUUUUUCAAUCAUGCAGACUCCAGGUUUUGCAGGCAAGAAAGGAGAUCAGGUGAGUUGUUAAGAUAUGCUCUGAUACAGCUGGUCACUGACACAAAAACUUUCGAUAUGAUGUGUGCUCGGCUUUUGUCCACAGGGUGAGCGAGGUCCUUCAGGUCCAGAGGGACAAAGGGGAGAAAAAGGAGAUAUGGGACCUCGAGGAGAGAAAGUGAGCAACCCAGGAAUAGAUAUGCUCUAGAAAAACACUUUUAUUUUAUUUGUAAAAAGCAACUAUCUGGUCUUUGUCAAAAUGACAUUUCCUGUAUUCAUCAUUUUCCCAGGGGGCUUCAGGGUCAGGAGGGUCUGGUGUACUUGGAGCUAAAGGAGACCCAGGCGAGAGGGUGAGUUUAUCGCAACAUCUCUUUAUCAGAAAAACAAAAGAGCACAAUCAUGAAGUUCUCAGCCUCUGUGAUAUAUUCUCGGUAGUAUCAGCCUGUUAUUCAUGAAGCAAUUCCCUUGUGCCACCUGUCGGUGUAAGUCAUGCCCCAAAAAACCUCAAAGACCAAAAAUACAUAAAACAUGUGCUCUUCCCUCAGGGACUUCCUGGUAUAAACGGCAGGCCGGGCGCCAAGGUGAGAAGCCAGAUAUUCAUUUUCUGUGUGUUGAAGCUUGUUUCUUUCUCUUUUUUCGGAUUUAUUGGAUUGUUGAACUGUUUUUCAGGGUGAUGCAGGUGAACCGGGAGAGAGGGCGGAGAACGGGCGACCAGGGAUUCCAGGGAAGCCCGGCCUUCCUGGGAAAGAGGUCAGAGUGUUUAAAUCUGGAUGCACUAGGUUCACACUUAUCAUAAACCUACACUUCACUCUCUCCUCAGCAUCUCGUUCUGAUCCUUUUUACACUUACAACAGAAAAUAGGAGCAGCCAGGUGACGAUUUCUAAUUGCAGGCUUAAAACAGAAUUUUAAUGUAGUGGUGCCAAAUUGAUUGAUGUCAAGUAAUAUUCAAUAACCAGAAAACUCAUUUAGUCAUUUUGUUGAAACACUCUGGUGUCUUAUCUUUCUUGUUCUUGUUUUUCUUUGCAAAGUGAAUUAGAUUAUUGACUUAAAAGCAGUUUUUUUUCUGUGUUUUGCUCUCUGUGCUGUAAUCAGAGUUCAAACUGUUAAGCUUUGUGUCUUACUUCAUCAUGCUUCCAUUUAUAAUGAUGAAAUUUUAGAGGUAAAUAUGAAGACGUCCUCUCAGUUUCUCAUGUUAUCUUUUCUGAGUUGAGGUUCCCUCCAGUCAAAAUCAAUACGUAUUUAUUCAUAUGUUUAUAACAGGGAGGGAGAGGAGAGAAAGGUGAUGAAGGCACACCUGUAAGUAUGGUCUCCAGUCCUAAUUCUUCUCUUUUCAUUUCAUUUAUUUUAGGGGAGAUGUUUUUCUCUCAGUGUUAACAUCUGUAAAAACAUAAAUGUUAUUUGGGUCUAUAAAUUGGCAAAUGCGUUGCUGUUUUACCUGUCUCAAGGGGGAAUCUGGACUGCCAGGGAAGCCAGGAGAGAGAGGACUAAGGGUAGGAAUCUCACUGAUGAAUUGUCUGCUCAAGUUUUGUUUCAUAAACUUUGAAAACACCAAAAGUAAAUCAAUGGAGGGUUCAGUAAACAGACAUAUUUAUUGACUUCCUCAGGGACUGGCCGGUCAGCCAGGACGACCAGGAGAGAAAGGGGACAUGGGUGACCCAGGAGAGCACGGACGAAAUGUGAGCAGCACAUUUUUGUUUCAUCACAGAGACAGCUUUUCGAUAUACUAUUGUGUUAUUCCACUGAGGCCUCAAGAGAGGAAGGUCAGCUGCUCAGCAUUUUUAUCGAUCUUUGUUCAAUUGCAGGGCAGCCCUGGACCUGCCGGUCCAAAGGGAGAGAGAGGGGAUCUGGUUUGUUGUCUACUUUCUUCAAAAAGAGCUCUUAAAACUUUGCAUCUUUGGUAAGUUAAUUCAUAUAUUUCAUUCUCUUCUUGAAGGGUCCCCAAGGUCCUCCAGGGCCACCAGGAAAAGUGGUGAGUUUGUCACAUGUACACAUAUAUUUCAAAGCAGAAAUAAUUAUCGUUAAAAAGAGAGGAGGAGUAACUAUUUAGAUAACUUUACUAGUGAAUGUACUGAAUAUAUCACAAUUCUGUACUUUUCUGUGUCUAUUCUUUCUGACAGGCUGAAGUCCAGGGCCAGCUGAAAGGAGAAAUUGGAGAGAAGGUAUGCAUUGUACCUGUGAAGAGUCGUGAGAAAUCCAGUCGUAUUGGUGCUAUUUCAGAAAGACGAUGAAAAAAACAUUGUCUAAAAAUAAAAAAUCUGCCGUGUCACGACAAGCUCAAAGUAAAACUGGAAUUCAGGGGGCGAAGAAGAAACUUACGUCAUUGUCAUUCUCAGGGCGAUGCUGGGGACCCUGGAGAGCACGGCGGCAAAGGUCAGAAAGGCGAAGCGGGGACUCCCGGAGCCGCAGGCCUCAGAGUGAGUUUGCCUCGUAUUUGCCAACGCUCCUAUGAGCAUCUGAUGAGCCUCUGUACAGUAUAAGCAUCUUCAUGUGCACCGAAGUCUUUUUCUGUUGAUUUAAUAUGCCUGCCUGCUGAUCCUCUGUGACCUCUUGUUCUUUCCCUGCUGUCUAUAAAGGGUCCUGAGGGACAACGUGGGCCUGCAGGCACAAGAGUGAGUAUGCUUUCUGUCACUGUUUUCUGCACUUUCACUCUCAAAACUAGACUCUGUGGAUCACUGAAUCAUCCCUUUAUACAACACUUCUCUGCUAAUGUUGGAUAUUAUCAUGUUCCAGGGUGACCAAGGAGAAAGAGGGGCGCCUGGAGACAAGGUUUGAAAUAAAUAAGCAUGACAGGUCCUCACAACCUCACAAACUAAACUGAACAUCUAAUAUUAUCAUCAUCCAAAAGUAUUUUCUACACUCUGUUUAGUCGCUGGUAAUUUCUUAGCUGUUAACCUUUUCUUCAUGUGAUCAGGGAGACAGGGGUACAUCUGGGUUAGAUGGACGUCCUGGUGUGGAUGGCAAAGCAGGUCCUCCUGGACCAGCUGGUCAGAGGGUACUUGAAUUUAUGCCAUCUUUUUUCCAGCUGUACUACACAUUGUACUUAUUGUGGAAUUUUAAUAGAUGGUUUAUGUAUGUGGGCUUGUCUUUUCCCUUGUUUGACAGGGUGAUCCAGGAAAACAGGGGGAUCCUGGGAGAGAUGUGAGUCUUCUUUUUCCCAUAGACCUUGCUCAUUCUGAAAUAGAUGCUGACAUGUUUGCUUUAUGCUUAUCUACAUUGUAGCAGUCGUAGUAGUUUUGGUUGCAUAUUACACUUGGCUCUGAAUUCCAUUUAAAAAGGAACAUGUUACUCAUACAUGCUGCAGAGGGCGCUGUGAGGUGUUUUAAUUACUCUUCAGUCCUGUGGCUUGUUGCAUAAGCCAGCGAUAAGGACAGACAGUCACAGUCAAGUUUCACAAGACACUAUUAUGUAAUUAUAAUAGUAUCUACUGUGAUAGGGAUUUUAAGAGUCCAGGGUUUCCAAAUUUACAGCUCAAAUAUAGAAGCUAAUUCCAUACAAUCCAAACUAAAUCCAUAUCAAGAUAUAGACGCGUCAGUCUUACAGUACUGCAACAACAGUACAAUCAAAACAGAUCAUUGUUUGCCUUUUCUGGGAAUUAAAACUUCAAGUUAAAGAUGCUAUUGCAGAUUAACAUAACUCUGCUCAGAUUAAAAGUCUUUUUACUCUACAUUAUAAUAAAAAAUGAAACCACUCAUUGUUAUUUCUGUUUGUGAUAUUUGCCAGGGUUUAGCUGGACUUCGAGGGGCUCAAGGCCCCCCAGGGCCUGUUGGACCCCCAGGUGCCCAAGGGACACCAGUGAGUACACAUACACAAGCAAAGUUAAUUUGUGGUGUUCAAGUGCCUCUCCAUCAUUCUCUCUGUUUGUUUGUUUCUUGAGCUGUCACUCUGUUAACUACAUUUUCCUUAUUGUUAGUCGUCAUUCUUGCUGUUUAAUUUCAGGGUAAAGCAGGAGAAGAUGGCAAACCUGGAGCUCCUGGCAAAAUGGUAACUCAUACCACACUAUACACACGUGUUAUUAUUUGUCACCUGACUGACGUAUUUUGAUAUGUUUUCUAUUUAACUCAUUUAGGAACAGAUACAAUGUGCAUAGAAAAACUGAAAACAGUCAUUUUGGCAGUGUACCUAUCAAAGUGUUUUUAGCAGAUGAUAAUUGCAAUACUCUUUUUAAAGAUUAUAAAAUUUAAGAUUUAAGACUUUUAAAAGAGGUAAGUUUGCAAUCCAUUUUGGGUGAUUUUAUUCCUGUCAAUGAAAACUAUGUUAGGGCUAAACAUGUUUUGUAGAAUAAGACUUUACUAUCACCACUUAAGGCUGCUUCAGUAGAUCUGUCGCAGCUCUGUAAAACGUGGCAGUGAUGAUAUCUUAUUAGCCCUUUAUCCAGGAUUUUCAAGGCCUUAUUGUAAAGUCGCCCUAAGGAUUUAAUGACUGACCACUUUUCCUUGAAUCAGGCAGUUAAGCCAAAGGAUGGAUGUGAAAUUAUCACAGCUUUUAAAAACAGAAAGGCACAUUUGAGUGUCAGACUGUUCCUUAUCAUCCUGUAACAGCAGAGAUUAGCUUUAGUACUUUGGCAGAUCUUUUCAACUCGGUUUUUGAGUUUUAUCUAAGAGUUUAAAAUUACCCCGAGAUACUUAAUCUCUGCUACCUGUUCAAUAAGUUUACCUUUAAUCCUGGCAUUCAGCAGCUCUGUUGCUGGUAACUUCUCUAUGGAAAAACAGAGAGUAUCACGUCAGAUAAAAAGGCAUCAAGCCAAGCCUAAACUCUGCUCAGUCAGGGUGGAUCUUAAUGCUGAAAUCUGUAUUUUUUCUCAAUUUCUCUCCAUCUUUCGUCAGUCAGAUCAAUCUUGAUGUCCCCUUUUAAUGGAUGUUUUUUUACCGUUCAGAAGUAGUGUAGAUGUUUAUUCCUGGGUCUGCUGCACAGUAGCUGUCCUGGCAUAAUGGCACUGAAGGGUUUGAGUGCUCCUGCAGUGAAGUGGCCAUUUUUCAGUGUGCCCCUGUUGAGUUUUAAAUGCAUCCUGUUUUGACCUGCAGGGCGAGGACGGUGUGCCAGGUGAAGAUGGAAGGAAGGUUUGUGAUUCUUUAUCACAUUACCACUACCAGUGAACACAGUUUAUUAAGCAGUGCAUGACUUCUCGGUUGGUUUAUUGCCUUUAAUGUAGUCACUUGGGUAUGUACUGCAUGUGUGUACAUAAAACAUUUUUAACCAUGGUUGUAUUCCUUUGCUAUGUAAGGUGAGACAUUUAUUCAAGUUUGUUAUAUGAUUUUCCUGAAUAUAUUUACAUUUUGUUUUGAUCUGACUCUUGUUUUCUUCAAUCUACAGGGUGACAAAGGAGAAUCAGGAGCAGCUGGGAGAGAUGUCAGUUUGGACAAAUUACCUUUUCUCAGUUUGUCUUUCUACUUUGUUGUCCAUUAGGUUAUGUUUCCUGCCUAACUUAACCUUCCCUAUUACACCACUUCUUCCUGCUCCUGUCAUCCAUCAGCUCUUCUCUUUUCUUUUUUCCUCACCACUUUCCCUCUAAAACGUGUAUUUAUAAACUGUAGUUCUGACAUUGACAUUACCAUCACACUCUCUCUCUCUCAGUGCUGAAUCAAUAGGCAUCUCAGAAGAAGUUGUAUAAAUUCACUCGCCUCUAAUGAUCAAGCUUAGCCUUUAAAGGGGAAACACUUCUGAGAGGCAUCCAAAGAAGAGCCAAAUGUCAGGGAGCUGUUUUCAUGUGCAAAUUCAUAUUAAUUAUCUGCAGAACAUCAGAGGAGGGGUGGCAGCAGCCACCUGCUUUGAGUUUAUGGAUUAGCCUCUACUGUACUGCAGGAGGAAGGAACCCUGCACAAAGAGGGUCUCGGUUAUGUAAGCUCGUGUGUUUUUUCAGGGCCGUGAUGGGCAGAAAGGAGAACGAGGCCUGGCUGGGCUAGUAGGACCCACUGGACCCUCUGGAGCUCCUGGAGCACCUGGAAGCAUUGGUCCUCCUGGACAGGUGCGUCUGAGAGAAACACUCAGCUUAUGAAGAACAGCAUGUCACCACCCUCUCUUGUUGUUUGAAAGUGAAACCAAAAUAAGCUGCGUUGAUAGCUGGUGGAGCUGCAGUAUUGACGUCCUACCCUUCUGAUAAUCAAAGCACUCAUUUAACCUAAAGAUUAAAAGAUUAAAGACCAUUUAAGUUGACAUGAACAACAGCAAAAACAACAUCAUCUUUCUAUAACCCAAAGCGUCUGCUUCAAACUAAGAAAAAGAUGUUGCGUUUUUGUUGAUGUUUUUUAGUUUAAAGCUGAUGCUUAGGGUUAUAGAAAGAUGAAUAAGUCUCACAUAAAGUCCAGACUUAAAAAAUUUUCAUAUAAAACUUGUGCUGGUGUGUAUUUUAUUGACUUUACUAUUUUACUGGUCAUUUUAAUUGUUCUGUAGGGUGUCCUUGAAUACUCUGAAAGGUGCCUAUAAAUAAAAUGUAUAAUAAUAAUAAUAAUAAUAACAACAACAACAACAACAACAAUAAUAAUAAUAAUAAUUAUAGUAGUAGUAGUAGUAAUAGUAAUUUGCUCCCUCUCUAUUUUUCUAAUGUAGUGCUCACAGCGCUGCAUAGCGUAUCCAAUAACUAACUUCACAUAACUUCGCAGAAAAAUUGACCCUCUGACAUAGAUCAGCAUCACAUGACUGUCAUGACAAAAAAUGAAGCAAAAUUUGUAUUCUGUGGACUCAUGUCUCAUCUGAUAUUGACACAGACAAGGCACAUUUAAAAUACACCAUUUAAACCAGUCAUAGGAAGAUAUAUUUGAAACCGCACACUUCCUCUACCAUGAAAUGUUGGAUUUACUUCAAUUAGAUUAGGCUUUCUGUACAGAUUAUGUUUACUUGUUGUCUCCUGUUUUAUACUAAAUAAAUGAUAAGGCUGGUUAUAUGACAUAGAUCAUACUAUUUAAGGAAGUUACGUUACAGCUGUUCAGUGUUAAAUUUUUUUGAGUUGUGUAAAUAUGAGUAUGGUUGUUUGACAUAAUGUGACACAUCAAAUAGAAUGUUUAAUAUUUCCGUGGGAUGGGAUAUAUUCACACUGAACAGGGCAGCACUCUAUCAACAGUGUCUGGGAAGGGAAAAACCUUUUAAAAGAAAAGAAAAAAAUCAGAGAUUGAUUAGAAGAUUGAUCUGUCAGUCACAUUCGUAAUGGGCUAAUUAGAGCAACAAAUCACAGGAUGUAGAGCAAUAUGUAAACAAUAUGACAUAAGCUUGAGAGGCACUAGACUUAUAUGUUAGCUGUUCGCUCUCUUCGUCCCCUCUCAAGAGCGCAUAUUUCACCAUUUCUGAUGAACUACCAUUACAGCUGCAUCCACGCCGAUCUCUUCAUGGGCCCAUGUUGUUUACACGCUUGCCUUAGCUACCAUCUCUUUCUUCUGAUUGUUUUGCUUCUUCUCUGAUUCUCUAUUUAAAUGAUUCUGUCUUCUAGGUUGUUUAUGUGAAAGGAGUCGAGGCAGCACCAAUUCCAGGUCCCCAGGGGCCUGCAGGAACCCCUGUGAGUGUGCUGUUUAAUUAUUAAUUGCUUUCUUUUAACACAUUUUACACUUUAACACCCACGUUACAUUUUCUCCUGCAGUGUCGCGCAAUGGGAAUAAUGUGAGCCUCUAAGGCCUGCAGAGGGUUUAGACUGAUGAACUUGCAAACCAAAACCAUUUCUCUGCAGCAAAUUAUACAUUUUUAGUACAACUGUUUCUCUUUGGAUGCAACUGCAGAAAAGUUAAUUUUCCUAAAUCAACAGACAGUCCCAGUAUUGGCUCCUGUGUGGUGCUGUUAUCCCCAGCAGGAUCCUUAUCCCACAUGUAGCAGGAGAGAUGUGUUUUAUCUACAUCUGUGUGUUUGCUGCUGCAGCCUUUCCACCCUCUUAUCUGUUGAUGUUUUUAUUAUUGUCCUUGCUCUGUCCUUCAGGGCGUACCUGGGAUACCCGGAGCUGUGGGAGCCAGAGUAAGUCCUGGCUAUCUGUAUUGAUCGAGCUCUACAAGGAUGACCACUUAGUCUGUUUUUUUUUUUACCUUCUUAACAUUUUGUUUCAGGGGGAACGAGGUCCAUCUGGUCCUAAAGGUGAUGCUGUAAGUUAAGCUUUUGUCUCUUUAAUAGUGAAAGUGUGACAAGAGUGAGGAUUCAUCUGAUCAUAUGUUGACACCUUGAUAUUUUUUGUUCUGGCAGGGGGACCCAGGAGAGGACGGGGCGCCGGGCAAACCUGGAACAGCAGUGGUGAGAUGACAGCACAUCACCUGUUGUGACCACACUGCAACACGUGGACACAUCCACUGACACAUCUCUUCUUAAUUUUGUUCCCAAUCCUCUCUAACAGGAUGUGCAGAGAGCCCUGGCUGGUCUUGGCAUUCAGGUAAAUAGACUGCUCUCUGUUAUACAUAUUCCUUCUUAUUUUAUGUUAUAGGUUAUGUGUGUACAAAGCUUUUCAUUUACUGUGUGGUAAACAAAUAAAGGGUCUGGUUAGAUUAUCAAUCAAUGAAAUGUCUCCCUGUCUCCCGUGUAGAUAGUUUUUUGGAUAAUGUUAUUUCUAAUAAGAAAUGUUCUUGACCUUUUGCAAAAUAAUAAAUGUGCUCUGAUUAAAGUCAUACAACUAUUCACAAUCUCCAGAUGUGUUUGUCUGUUUUUGUCUCAUGUGACAGGUGGCUUGCUUAUUUUUAGACCAUAGAAAAAUUCACGCCUGUGAAUGUGGAUUAACUAAUUUGCCGCAGUCAAAUGUAAGAUUUCCUUAAGAAUAGGAAUGCAAGUAAAUUUAGACCACAGCAGCAUGACAGGCUUGCUGGGGUUGCAAAUGUGCACAUUCUUCACUCCAGGAUACAAAUGCUACUACCAGAAAAGUCCUCUUUCCUCAGUAUUUCUACCUUGUUAGUUUAAAGGGGGUUUGAUGACACAGAUGCAAGACUGACGUAGACUUGGGCCUGAAUUGUACCUUUCUUAAAAUAAACCACCAUACUGCCCUUAAUAGGCGUUCUUGUGAAUAAAAAUCUAUAUUUUUCACAGUAACACUAUAUGAUUCAGUCAAUGUACAAAACUAUUUUUCAAUUUUCCAUCAGAUUAAGUUUUUUUUCCGAUUUUUUUGUGUGUGUGAAUGGGACUUGCCAGACUUCAGUAACAAGCAAUUUUCCAGCUGUUAAAAUGAAAUCUAAAUGACUGUGGCUGAAAGUUUCAAGCUCUUGUGAGACUUUUUCUUUCUGCUCUGCACACAGGUGUCUGAUCUGAAGGUUGUGGUGGACAAGAAGGACAUGCUAGUUGCUCCCACAAUUAAGAAGCCAGAGAAAGGUGAUAAAGGAGACAGGGGUGAACCUGGCCAAAGAGGACCAUCUGGUGUAGAUGUAAGUAUGAUGAAGGGCAUCUUGAAGGCUUUAAGUAAACACUGUAAGACUCCUUCACUUCAAAAACAAGUCCAGCUGGUAAUCUAUAUUCUAAAGUUCAUUUCAAUGUCUUAUCUUUGUAGUUCAAAAGCUUAAAAGUUUAAUUAACAUCUUUCCCCAUUGUUGCACCAGGGUGCUCGUGGUAUCCAAGGUGAGAGAGGGGCCAAAGGGGACCAAGGAGAGCGAGGUCCUGCAGGAGUUCCCGGGCCUACAGGGAGAGCCAUUGGAGAGCAAGGGCCCAAGGGACCCCCGGGGCCUGCUGGAGAGCCAGGCAAGCCAGGAAUACCAGGAGUGCCAGGGAGAGUUGGAGAGCUUGGUGAAGCUGGAAGACCAGGAGAAAAGGUCUAAAAGAGUGUCUUGUGGGAAAAAAAAAAUUCAUGGACUUAACACGGCUCUGCGAUUGUGACGCCUUUUUGUGUUUCAGGGGCCACCUGGGGAGAGAGGUGACAAAGGUGAAAGUGUAAGUGCUUAUGUUACAUGUCUGUUUGCCUUGAUUUCUUUUUGUCAUGAAUGGUUGUCAGGGUCAUGAGUAGACAGACCGAGAGCACUCAUGUAAAAAAAUAAAAUUGAUCAAAAUGAUUCCUCACAUGCUGUGACAUGGUCCUAUCUUUAAUGACCUAAUUGUUGUCUACAAAAUGGAACAUCUGCUAUUUCAAAGUAAACGUUAUUCACCAUUCUACAAACCUGUUGACAAAUGUUAAUUGUGUUUUGAUUACAUCUUUAAUUGGUUUUUAUUUUACCAGUGCAUAAAUUGGCUAAUUGAGAACUCUCUCUGUACAAGAAAAAACUCUUCACAGGGACAGUACCAUUCCACUGAGCAAUAGACAGCUAUUAGACGUCUAGUUUUUUUUUUUUAAGACCUAAUUUCAACCGUCUAGAUUCUGUAUAUUUUUAGAAGGAAUUUAGACGUUGCACUUUAACCCAUUAUUUGAUAACUAUUUAUUUCAAAAAGCAACUGUGAGUUGCAUAACUGAUCUAAAAGUACUAAACCAAAAUAAUUAUAAUAGCUGUUGAGCAAUAUACAGUUAGACCUCUGUUAGCCGGCUAGUCUAAACUUGUUCUAAAUUUAGACGUCUAAAAAACAUUCAUUUUUUAUACCUGUGGUAGCCUGAUUUUAGAGCAGUUGUUUAGGCUGCAUUUAGACGUCUAUUAGACCUCUUUUAGAUCAAAAAAUGCUCAGUGGGAUACUGUAUUUUAUUGUAUUAUAUCAUAUUAUAUUGUGUUGUAUUGUAUUAUGUGGUGUUGUAUCAUGUCGUAUCCAGUUAAUUUGUAUCUCAUUGUGUGGUAUGACAUGUCAGGGUAUUCUUUAUUAAUCAAUUCUUUCAUAUAAUCAUUGUCACACUGCACUGAGAGCUUCUUUGUGGUUUUCAGGGUAGAACUGGGCCUACAGGACCAGCCGGUCCACCGGGUCAAAAGGUGAACUCCUCCUCAGUCUUUUUGUUGAAGAACAGAAACCAUGUCAAGCCCACUUUUGCUAGAUAUAAAUACAAAAUGUGGAGUUCAUUUGCAUGUGCAAUUACUGCAGGGAGCAUCUGCUGAAUCAGUCUUGACUGGUGCACCUGGGGUGCGAGGCCUUCCAGGAAUUGCCGGGCCAAAGGGAGAGCCUGGUGCUUCUGGGCUUCCAGGACCAAAAGGAGAACAGGUAACAUUUUAACAUGAUGUGCCAGGUGAAGUACUGUUAUGUGUGCUUAUAUGCUCAUUGGCUUGUAAUACCUGGCAGGGCUUUGCGGGAUCUCGUGGUGACAAAGGGGCGAGGGGAGAGCCUGGAGAAAGAGGACGUGAUGGCUCACAGGUGAGCUAAGUGUCAGGUUUAAUCUAAACAAUAGUAAUAGACAUAAUCUCAGAUUUCUGAUGUGGAAAAAGAAAAUUCCUCUACCAUAGUGACUUAACAAUCUAUUGUUUUUAUAAGAAAUGAUCUGUGUCAUUUCAGGGAACACCAGGAGAACCAGGAAAACUUGGUUUGGAUGGGAAACCGGUAAGUGGGAUGUUCCUGAUGUGAGCUAAGAUGGUGCUUAUUUGCAUUGUCAUUCUAGGUUUAGAGAAGCUAGUGUGACAUGUCUUUCAAAGAGUGCGGUAAGUGUGUUUUUUCCUCUGUUGUAAUGUUAGUAUCUAGCUGUUAAUCAUAUGUAUUUAAAAAUGUGUUCAUUAUGCUCUUCAUUAUCAUACAUCUCAGCAAUCACUGUUUGGCUUUGUAGUAAGUAUCCAUUAGAGAAAAUUUCCAUAUUUUUAAUGUAAUAUUAACGAUAUUAAUUGUCUUUGAGCCUUUCAGUUUGUGUCUGUCUGUGUGAUGAUUACUGGUGCAGAAUAAUGGCAGAAGAGGAGAGGAGAACUAUUAAGGUUUACCUCACAAUUUUUGUCUUCCUUCCCUCCGCUUUGGGGCAGGGCCCCACAGGGCCUGCCGGUCUUCGAGGCCAACCAGUGAGUAACCAGUAACCCAGAGAUGGGCCUUCCCCCAGGCUUGAUCCCAGAGCAAACCACUGGGUUGGCUGCGAACACUAAUGAUGGAGCUCUCUUUCCCCCCCCUUUUGGGCUGAGGCUUCACAGAUCCCUAGACAGCAACCUUUUGCAGUUGUGUGGCUGAAAACUCACAACCUAACUUUCUCGCUCUUCUGAUAUGUGCCUUAUCUCUUUCCAUUUCCUUAUCUGUGUCCUUUCAACACUGUUUUUGUCCUCCCCCUCUGUCCCCCCACCCUCCUGUCUUCCACCUUCUUCUGUCUCUCAUCCUCUCCAGGGGCUGCCUGGUUUCCCCGGAGUUUUAGGCAGACCGGUAGGUGCUCUGCUGCUGGCUGGCAUGCUUUAGCUCUGGAGAAGCAUAGGGAAAAACUUGUGGUAAUAGAUAGGAAAGGUAAUCUGUUAAAUGUAUCCACUUUGCAAACAGGAAACUACAGCAACCUAUCAUCGAAAUAAACACAUUUCGUGCACAUGCAGGUCUAUGUUUAACCCUCUAAUCUUAAUCUAUGUGUUUUGGUUAGAUCCUUCUGGGAACAAAAGUCUUGGAUAAAAGUCAAAGUCUUGAUCUGUCCAUAAUAUGACAUUAUAAAGACCCCCUAUCCCCACAGAACCUGUGACAAACUCAAGAAUUUAGAUUCAAAUUGAACACUGAGCAGGUAAAACACGCAGAUUUUUUGUAGGGGAUGAAAAAAAGUGAGCUGAUGUCCUGAACUGAAGCCCUCGCCAGGAUCCAGCGUACAAAAGGAGGGAGGGAUAUUAAAUUGGGUGCACUCCAAAAAGUACUGUGUUGUCGAUCCGCUCGAUUCGCUUGAGUCUGCUUAUCGUGCAUGCAGCUGUGCCUGCUUUCUGUUGUGUGCUUAUCCCUCCCACAGCAUAGAGCUUACCAUGUGAGUGUCUUUUGUCGACAUUGUUGAUUCUCUGUGUUUGUGUUGUCAUACCUGUUGUCAUGAGCCAGUCAGGUGCUUUUGUGUGUGUGUGUCUAUGUCACCUUAUGAUACAGUCCCAUAUCCAUGUUUUAUGUUUGUCCGUCUCACCUCUGUGUUGAUGUCCACUGACAACAGAAAAAGGUCACACAUUUUUGUGGACUCAAACAUAUUUAUCAGUAAAUAUGCCUUGUGUGUGACUCUUUGUUAAACGUAUUAACUUCUUGGAGUUUGUCUCUGUAGAUAGAUAACUUCAAAAAUUCUUAACUUCAAUACCAAAACAGUUUAAUCAUCAAUAAGACUUUGCUGUAAGAACAAGUCUCAAAUUUCCCAGAGUGGGUUCUUAUAAAUGUGCUGGUUGGUUGAUUUGUUUGGGUGCUUUUUUUAGUUAAGGAACAUUAUGGGAGGUUUCAAGUGGUUAGACGAUUGAAUAAUCAAUAAACUGAAGCCUCCAUAUGACCUCAAAUGUAAACCAAACCAUCAGGGAAAUGAUAAAAGGGAUAUUCCAGCAUAAAAUUAAUUCAGGGUCAAACACACCAUAACACUGAGUCAGACACCCCGUCGAGAGAUGAAUGUUGCUGACCGCUUGCUUCUCUAGUUAUACCAACUUUAGAAACAACCGCACGGUAGCAAUAAACAGCGGUCUGAGGAGCCAUAAACAAACCUUAACCAAAACGCCACUCUAUAGCCACAAAUAAUGCUCAGAACAGCACCUAACUUCAUCCAAGCCAUAGCACUAGCCACCAAACAUCUUUUUAACUUUGCCUGAUUUCUUUAGCAAAGAGACUAAACACAACUCAUCUACUCUCUUCCAGCAGCCGCUUGUUUGUAGCGAGACCUAAGGCCAGUCCAUUACGGACCACAGUAGGGUGACGCAGCUUAAGGAAGAACAUUUAUGAUCAUUUCUUUAUCAUUUCCUUUAAGUAAUAAUCACCAUACUAAUCAUUUUGCACUGCAGACGCGGUAGUUCUUCUGCCUUAGCGUCUCGGUCUGAUUGCAUUUCCAUGAAGAAAUGAUCAUAAAUGUUCUUCCUUGAGCUGCGUCACCCUGCGUCACGGUGUGUUUCACCCUAAAUUAAUUUUACGCCGAAAUAUCCCUUUAAGAACUCAUUCACACUUAUUUUUGAGGCCUGCUAGGUUGGUGUCAGACAGAGCAAUUUGCAGCUUUCUUUGUUUACAUUUUUUAGUGCAAAGUCUCACACUGAAUGGGCGAGUAGGCAGUUGAAAAGACAGAUUUUUUUUUGUGACAGACGACUUUUCAGAUGUACCUUCAUUGUAAUAAAGAGACAAGAAAGAAAUGUAUAAGGGUUUAAAAUUUGACAGAAAAUUAAGUUCGUCAAAGUUGGUUUAAGUGAUUGUUUCUUGAUGAGAAUACACUUUCUGACUUGUUUCUUUCCUGCAGGGAAAUCCAGGAGAGCCAGGAGUAAGAGGACCAACGGUAAGUAUUUUUCUGAUGAGAGGACAUGCACACUUCUUCACAGCUCUACAUAAAAACUGUUCCUGAUAUAUAUUUCAUUCAGGGCCCCAUGGGUCCCAGUGGACCUCCAGGUCCAGCAGGUGUGAAGGUGAGUUUACUGUGUGUGCGUUGUGCUGCCUUUUAAUGCAUGUGAACUGGAACUCUUUGACUGUUGUUAGCUAAAGUUAUAAAAAGUUGUUUUCUUUAUUUGUUUGCAGGGUAAUCAAGGGGAGGCAGGAGUUGGUGUCCAGGUAAAAGAUUUCUGUUCCCUUUGUACUUUGUCACAUAACAACAUUGAUAGUAACAGUGGCGAUUGCUCUAAGACUGAAAGGGAAGCUCAGCUUCCCUUAAAAUGUCACCCCCCAAAAAAAGAAAAAGUGGUGAAAUACGUACUGCUGUGUGUACAUUUCAUUAACUAAAUACGCGCUAGAAAGCCUUCAUCUUUUGUUUAGAAUCAGCUUCUUAUCACAGUGUGAUAAGAAGCUGAUUCUGCACAACUUCGUUUUCAUUCAUCCUCGCAGCGCCUCAGCGCUUUAAACAGCCGGACGCUCGGCGUCUGCUGACUUCAAUUGGAAGCUCAAAGUGGGUUGUUCCAGCAGCGAAACUAGACGCUCAUUGGAUAAAUGCUGGGCUUUGUCCCGCCCAUCGGACGCUCGGCGUCUCUGGAGUUCUAUGGCGAGAGGGCGGUCCCGACUUUCUCCCGGACUCCGAGCUUCUGCAUCCAUGAUUGGAUGAGCUGUCUGAGGCGAAAUCCUUUUUUGAUUGACAGCUAAACAAGCGAAUCAGCGAUCUUGAAGAAUAAAACCUCUACCAGAGCAUUUUCCAAGUUAUUCAUUCCGUUGUUCUUAACUGCUCCAGAGACUUUACCGAUCCUCAGCGACUUUUGUCUUUGUUAAAAACGACUGCCGUUGUGUUUGGCGACUCUGUUCUGUUACAUACUAAUAAACAAAUACAAUUAUGAUGUAGGCCAGAAAAAUGAGCUUCCCCUCCUUGAAAGACCAGCAGCCGCCACUGGAUAGUAAAUCUUUUGAUUGAUUUCUUUUUUGUCACUGUGUUUCUCUUUCUACAGGGUGCUCCAGGCGCCCAAGGGAGCACAGGUCUACCGGGACCACCAGGCCCUCCAGGAGCAGUAGUAAGUGUUCCCAUAAAUCAAAGCCCCCUCUCAAGAAAGAAAGAAAAAAGAUGUGUUUCUUAUUGAAUUUCACUCAGAUGUGUGUACUGUAUUAUUUUCCCUCAAGACACUGCAUGUGUUCCUCCCUGCAGGGUCCACAGGGUCCUCCAGGACUGUCUGGGCAGGUGGUGAGUAUGCAGUCCUGAUCCAGCUUUUUUGUGUUGCUGUACUGCGGAGCGUGGUAAGGAGGUGAAAAAUUAAAGUAAUGUUUUGAGCCUGAGGCAUUUUUGAAAUUGGCUGAUUAUGGGAAAGUAAUUAAAUAAAAAUGCCAAACACGUGUACUGAGCUUUUGUAGAUAAAUGGCCAUUUCAGCUGGGCCUUUGUGUGCGGGAUUCAAAACAGCAAGGGUACAAAAUGUGUGAUUAGUUCUUUUAGUUCUUUUUGUGCCAUCUACAAGCAGACUUUUUUAUUAGCAGUAACCACAAAGACAACUUUUCUAAACUGUGUGUGAUCUCUGUAAUGAUGAUAUCAUGAAGUCUGCUACUACAGUGAAAAUCUCUAAAAAGCCACUGAAUACGAGAGUACAAGAGCCUUGAGACAUCAGAAAUUAUUCACGCUAUCAUGUAUAAAACAGAGAUUUUUCAGGUACUACACAGACAUUUGGUCAGUUGUCCCCAAAGCACAUUUAAGCAUCUUCUUUCUGAUAGUGACCACACCAUUAGAGGUGAUCGAUACUUUGUUCCCCUCAUGGAUAGAGAAGCUGAUGUUGCUCCAGUAGUCAAACAAGGCUGUAUUUAAGUGCUCUAAAGAUGGUAAGAAGGCUCCUAAUCACUUGAUAUAGAGAAAACAAGGCCAAAAAACACAGGGUGGGUUAUGAAAUACAUGACUUCACGGUAACUGACUGAAAGACACAAAAUUUUACCAAAAAAAAUCCCAAGUUUUUAAUUUCCGAUUGUAACAGAGUGGCAUUUUUGAGUAGACAUUACAUGAUGAGAUAUGUUUGUGGUAAUACUAAGUUUGGAGGUGAUUUGCUGACCUGAGAGUUUCUCACCUUUGCUGAAAUAGACUACGGGCUUACCAAAGACCAGCAGAACUCCAUCUUUGACAAGAGCCAUACUGACUAUUUUACAUCCUUGUGUAGUGGAGUUCUUUCUGCCAAAGCUUUUAAACUCUUCUUUAGGAUUAGAGAUGCCUUAGGAGUCCAAAUUAUCGUGGACUUUCCUCCACAGUUACUUGUCUACAGUCUCAUUAAACAUUUAUGGGGAAACAUGAGUACUGAGAGAGCUAAGAGUUCUGUAAAAACACGAGAAAGUCUUUGGAUUCAUAUUGAAUCAUGCGUGGAUUGUCUUCUAAAACCUUGUGAAGCUGAAAACCUCUCCGAUCUUAUUAGAUGUAGACAUUUUGAAAUCAUACAAAAGUUUUACCGAUUCAAAUUUGAACUAAAAUGUUUAAACUGGUAUCAUUUUUUUGAAUUAAUGGGAGUUUUCAAUGAAAAUGCAGACGGCACGCUCUAUUUUGUGCAUGCGCAUUACACUUUCAACGAUUUGCACAUGGCAGUCAAAUAUUCUCAGGUUGAAACUGUAAUGUGCAUGCGCAAAAUGGAGCGUGCCGUCACCUUUUUCAACGAAAACACCGACUUGCUGUUGAUAAUAUUGGUUGCGGUGUUUCUCCAAAUCUGGAGGGCAUUUUUAAAAGUUACUGUUGAGGUCGGCCAAAACGCCAUUUCCAUUAUCAUGAGAAAACAAUCCUUCUUAUUUUAAGGUAAACAAAAAAAUAAUAAUUACAGAAAACAAACUUUGUUAUAUCGAGAUAACAAGAUAAUAAGUCGUUAUCACGCAAUAACAGUGCACAAAAACAAGAUAAAUCCAUGGCCGUUUUCAGCUUCCGCACAAUGGGUAAUCUUCCAAACUUCACGACUUUUAACAAAAGUGUGAAUUAGACUGCUCUUACAUUUUAUUGAAUAUGUAUUUCACUGGUGCAUGUGCUGCUCUCUAGGGUGAAGCAGGUAAGCCAGGGGUCCCAGGAAGAGAUGGAGUUCCUGGCAAAGAGGGAAUACCUGGAUUACCAGGAAAGCAGGUUUGUGCGUCUGUGUGCGCCAGUGUUUGUGUUCACAGCUUCAGCUGUACACGUAGCUGUGCCCUUCGGUUGUUAUCAAUACUGAUGUCUUUGUCUUGAAAUUUGUUCCACAGGGCAUUGCUGGACCUCCAGGACAGCUUGGCUUAAAAGGAGAACAGGGAGACAGUGGUCCUCCAGGAAAGGUGAGAACAUGUGUGUUUUUAAAGUCUGCCUCUGGCCAUGAGGACGGUGAGUGAAAUUGCUUUUUGUUCUCGCUUUAUUGGAUGAGAUCCAAGCAACAGACUGAUUUUCUGCCUGAAGUAAUAAAAAAACAUUUCUGUUGAGCUAUAAUAAGCUUUCACUGCUAGUCUGGUCUGGUGCACAACACUACUGUAGGUUGACUCUCAUUCUUAGGUCCCUUUGUCCUUUGUCAUGACUUUGAAAUAGAAAAAAAAGGAUUUGAUUUGAAAGCAGAUGGAAAAUAAAGGUAUCCUGAGGAGUAUUGUCACACUUUUGAUCCCAAAUAGACUCCCUCAUGCUACUUUUGUUGUCCACCUGGGGCUUGGGUUGUCUGCAAUCUUGUUUGUUUCCACACAUCCCCCCUACAUUUUGCACACUUGUCAAAACUGUCUGGAAGUCCCACUGGCAGGUGUAUCUUUUAGCUUUUAUAUUUUAACUCUGAUAUUUGCGAGUAAAGUGUAGUAGUGUGAGCUGGGAGGAAAUCGAAACAGCCCGCUGAGAGAAAACCUCAGAACGCAGACAUUUUCUGUCUGACCUUGUUAAUGAGGAGAUCUGUAACCAGCCUGGAAUCUACAGCCAGCAAUGUCAAUAGGAUUCACAAAAGCCUGAAUCCUGGAGUGUUUCAUUGACGUUGAAUCAGUAAAUUGUGCUCCAAUAGCCAAGUCAGGUAAAGUAGCGGUAUUGUGUUGCCACAGAGCUGUUGGGAAAUGGUUGAUCAAAAACCAAACUUAAACAUUGAUUCGGCUAGAGAUCUACAUCUCAUGUACUCAGACAAAAAAAAAAAAAAAGGCUGAUCUGUAAUUUUUUGGUGCAGCUCCACUGAUGUUGAGUGUUAUUAUGUCUGACUGUACUAUCUAAAAGUGUGAUUUGUUUAAAAACUUUGUGUUUAAAGGGACAUUCCAGCGUAAAAUUAAUUUAGGGUCAAACACACUGUAACACCGAGUUAGACAACCCCUUGAGAGAUGAAUGUUGCCAACCGCUUGCUUCUCUAGUUAUACUAACUUCAGUAACAACUGCAGGAUAGCAAUACACAGUGGUCUGAGGAGCCAUAAACAAACCUCAACCAAAACGCCACUCUAUAGCCACAAAUAAUGCUCAGAACAGCACCUAACUUCAUCAUCAGUACAUACAGGGUCCCAGCCAUAGUGCUAGCCACCAAACAUCUUUUUAACUUUACCUGAUUUCUUUAGCAAAGAGACUAAACACAACUCACCUACUCUCUUCCAGCAGCCGCUUGUUUGUAGCGAGACCUCGGGCCAGUCCAUUAUGCACUACUGUGGGGGUACACAGCUCAAGGAAGAACAUUUAUGAUCAUUUCUUCAUAGAAAUGCAAUCAGACAGAAGGGCAGAAGAACUACCGCUUUUGCAGUGCAAAAUGAUUGAUAUGGUGAUUAUUACUUCAAGGAAAUGACAAAGAAAUGAUUCACAAAGAUUCACAGCGAUUUGAAUGAAGAAAUACUCAGAAAAGCAAUUUUGCAUUUAGUUUUCUCAUGAUAUGCCCUGUAGCAUCAGAAGAAUGCCACAUGAACAUAUAAAAAACAAUAAAAACCAUGAUUUUCAUCGGAGUGGGUCUCGAACCAAACUAACCCGCUUCUGCUGUCAUCAUUAAAUUACCUGCUAGAAUUUAAAGUUCCCAACAUAAUCAUACCAAGGCAAUUUGCAGAGUAUUUGUUGUUGGAAUUCAGCAGAAAUACAAGAACGAGCUCUUCUUCUGCGAGCCACCUCUCUGGCAAUUAUCAGUUACAUAGCUGGCAUUGAUUUGCAUUCAAAGAACAAACACUCAGGCACAUAUUGACCCUGCAAAAUGAGUUUUCACAUGUUUAGCCUGUGCUGCUCAUGUCCACAAUCCCCUCAUCCACACUGGUUUGUUUGAUCUGGUGCAGUGCAGUUGUGGAUAGUUUUUCCUUUUUUGUUUUUUUCUAAGAAUUCUAUCUUAAUGGAAGAAACAACCCUGUAGAGGCUUGUACAGAGCCUCCCACACUAAAAAUAACCUGCCAUGGAUGUGGAUUUCAACUAAAAUCUUGCAUAUAUUUAUAGGAAAUGCCCUCAAGUGCUUAAUUAAAGCACUGAACCAGCCUGUCAGUUUGUGAGUGUCUAAGGCAGGUCUGGAUUGCCUUGCAUCAGUUCACAGAUAUCUAAGAAUAAGUGAGAUGUAAAUGUUGGACUUUAUCCUGACGUACAACCAGAAAAUCCAUCCCAAAUUCUCACGCAGUGGCUUAAGCUGUGAGAGUGAAUGAUUUUUAUUAGUACAGUUUCAUACCCAGACCAUUUCUAAACUUCUGCAGGGACCUGUGAAGGAAGAGUCGAUUGAGUGUUUUGCUGAAAUCAGCUGAAAUAAAUUUCCCACCUCUGCCUGACCAUGAUAUGUUUGCACCACUAACACUGAAUUAUUUAUGCCUGCCAGUUGUUUGUAUUUUAGUGACUGCAGACAUCUGUUGAGACAGAUUGGCUGUGGUUGACAAAAUCUGGGCCAGUUUUGCCAAUGAGGAUCUCAAUUUAGCUCUAUUCCAGCUCAGUGAGACUGAAAAUGACAGAGAAGGUCACUUACAUGCAAACUUCUCCAUCCAGUGGUUCUCUGAUGAAGCCAAAAUGAUCUCAGACUACUGUCAUCAUAUAAACCAGCAUCAAAUUAUUAGUCACCAGUCCAUAAAUAUGUACUAUUCUUUUGAUAUUAAAUGCACUGCAUUCUUUUACACUGUUGCUGGUUUAUCAAAUUUUCAUUAGAGGCCAGGAUAAAUUAGACUUGCUUGCCUGCAGCUCAGCUUUUUGUAAUGCUGCUCUUGACCACAUCAGGUGUACUGCCAGGUUGCGUAACAACAUGUAGGAGCAUAGGGAUUUACUUUUUUCUACCAGCUGCUAGAUUAAAAGAGCAAGAUUUCUUGAGCAUUUUGACAGGACAGAGAGUCUGGGGCUUGCUUGUACAGAUGUGGAGCAGAUGUUUGGCAGCUGAAACGUAACAUGUUUGGUUAUGCUUAUGAAGGCUGAUAUAUGUCAGUUGUUCCCUUUUUUUUUCACCACUAAUUUAUUAUUUUCAGUCUUAUUUGUUUUUAUUUAUUUAAAGUCCUUCAUUUUUGGCUAUAUUUGCUUUUAAAUCUUAAUCAUAUAACUCAGCGAUGUUUCUUAUAGGAUUUCACAUCAUGUUAAAAAAUGGCUCCUCUGAAGCUCAUAUGCUACACUGGAGUUUGUUCCUCCUCUGAACUAUGUCUUUAGUAGUUAAGUUCCAAGUUCAUAUAAUAUUGUAGGUGUCAAUAGAAAUGGGACUGGGAUGGUCCAUGACAGAAGUCAAACCAGACUGCUACAGUCGCAGCACGAGUUCCUUUAACAUUUACAGUAAACUGCUCUGGUUUCGGUUACCGUGGAGUAUUUUAUCUGAAAGUUAGAGGUGUCUGGAAUAAAAGACUAAACCUACAGAGCCAACACCAUGCCAGGUGCUCUGGAUUUGCUGCCAUCACGGCUGUCCGUGAUGUUGACAUGAUUCGUAGCGAGUGUCUCUAAGAGCUCCCUCACUGUUGACAGCCUCGGGUUCAGCACCUUGGACAGAGCCGUGGCGAUACUGUCAGCGAGUUCACCAGAUUGAUAAAUAACCAGGCAACACUUGUCCAUCUGCUCAGCGGCUCCACACACUCACACAGCAGCAAAGAUUAGGUGACAUCGCAUUUUCCAGCACCAAAGCUUUCAGGGAUUUUAACAGACAGGCUUUGGUUACAGUCUGAUUAAGUCAAGCAGCAAAGGGUCUCACUUCAGUCUAUUCAUUCUUGAACCACAGACCCUUCAGGAAGUUUUUAUUUUGGUCGGACAGGGAGGAAACAAAGCAAGAUCACAGACAAAUUGUUUAUGCUAUUACCUUUUAUAGUCUCCUAGGCUUUAAAACUUGAUAAAACUCAGUAAGAAAGUCACAAUAUUCAUUAUUUCUGUGGUUCAAGUCAUUGUUAGGCAUUGUACAUUAUGAUUUUCUGAUUCAGUCGUUUCCUUCCUGUCCUUCCUGAGGAUAUUUAGGCUUUUUACAUUUGACAGCUGUUGAAAGUAAUGGCAGCAGGUACGGUAGUUGAAAAAAAGUGGAAAAUUAAAGACACGUCAUGUCUUUUCUUAACAAGAGCCCAUACUAUGCCAUGAAGAUAAUAACUAUAAUUUCCUCCUAUUUUUCCUCACUCUAACAGGCUGUGGCUGGACCACCUGGGCCCAAAGGAGAUCGGGUGAGUCACCAGUAUUGACAUUGAAUUAUUUCUUUAUUUCUCCAUGCUUAUGAAAACAAGGAUAUUGAAGUAUGAUUACAGGCUGUUGUAGGCCCUUUUAAAAUGCCAUCUAUACAAACACAUAUGUGCACCUUGUUUUGAUUUAAUACAAACUUCAACUAGGAUAAAAAUGACAAACUGAUAAUAAUGUUAUGGUCAAAGGUCCAUGUCAUCUGGACCUCUCAUUCUUUAAUAGAGAGCCUCAGCUGAGUUUUAUUGAAUCUUUAUAUUAGGGAUGCACUGUUCCGAUAUUGGGAUCGGAUAUUGGCUCCGAUAUUGACAAAUUAACUGGACCGGAUAUCAGAUGAAUGAUGCCGAUCCAGCGUUCCGAUCCAGUCUUUUUUUUCUUUUAAUUAAUUUUAUUUUAAUACAUGGAAGUCUUACUUCUUUUUGCUGUGUGCUAAUGUGCAAUUUGUUAAUAAAUAAUAUUAAGUAAAUUUAUAUCUGUGUUAAUUUGUUACCUUUUUUUUUAACAAGGCUAAUGCCAAGCCUGAUGCUUUCACUCACAGGGCAAGGUAUACAGUUCAUUCAUUCAACAGUAGUAUUGGAUCGGUAUCAGAUAUCGGCCCAUACGCUCAGCCCAGGUAUCGGUAUUGGAUUGGAUCGGAAAAAAAUUGAUCGUUGCAUCUCUACUUUAUAUGCCAUUUUUGAAAUUCUUCAAAUGUACUAGCCACUACAUAAUUAAAAAAAAAACAUCCCCUUUUUCUGCUAUUAAUUGAAAAACACUUUAGAUACUACACCUCGACUGCACAUUGAUUGGUGAUUGAAGCUUUGGCUACUAAAUUAAGUAUUAAUUUUAGAUACUUUGUCCAUUUAGUUAUUGCAGCCCUUAAAUUAUAGACUGAAUGAUGGAGGAGACCAGUGCAUUUAACAUACAUUUGGUUGCUGUAGGGUCUGCCUGGUCCAUCACUGCCUGGUGUGACCGGAGAGAGAGGUCUCCCUGGAGAAAAGGUGAGUCUCGGCCAGGGGACAAAACAUCAUGUGUUCAGUGUUGUAAAGAGCUUUUAUAAUUGAUGUCAUCUUUCAGGGUAACAGAGGAGAUAAAGGUUCUCCUGGUGGAAAAGGAGAGAGAGUAAGUAUCAUCAUGCUGCAGAUUAUCUUAAUCUGAACACUAAGGUAAAAAUAAUGAUGUGAUGUCAACAUGUGAUAUGUUUGUAAUAAUAGGGAGCCGAUGGUGAAUCAGGCGAGCCCGGAGAAGAUGUAAGUAUUUGAUAUUCAUUUUCAGUGAUCAGGCUUGGUGCUGUGGAAAAGUUUUGUUAAACUGAUCCUGUUUUAAGACAGAUGGGCCCUGUCUUUGACAAAUGCAAAUGAUAUGAAAGAAUUUAUGUUGCUUUGUUGUUUAUUUACUGUACUUUAUAUCUUCCUUUACUGCAGUCACCAGUCGGUUAUGUCCAUUAUUCAUUGUGGAUCAUUAUAAAACGAUACAGGUUCAAAAUGUUAAAAAAUGAGAUUGUAUUUUUGCUUAGGUAGUCUGAUUAUUUGAUCUUACCUUACUCAACCCCCCCCCCAACACUGUGAUUAAAGUUUCCAGACUCUCUAUUUAAAAGUGUGAACUGUAAUCCCCCAUGAUGCCACAGUGUUGAUUAUCUGUCCCUCUUCAGAUUAACGAGACCUGAACUCUGACAAACAAAUGUUUCUUCACUGGAAUAAUAAUGAAGGCUUAACAGAUAUUUGAGUGGCCAGUGUUUGUAAAACUUUCCAAACAGGCUUCAAAAUAUUGAGUUAUACUUAAAAAACUUUAAACAAUCAGCUCUUUGGACCUGAAUAACUCAGAUUUGUUUCUCUUUGCAGGGGGUAAAGGGAUCCUCAGGGCCAAAAGGAGAUAAGGUGAGGUUUUUUUGUCAUCUAUCAUCUCAUUUUGGAUAUAAUGAUAGUUGUGUCUUGUGGCAGUUCUGUCAAAAUAUUUUUAUUUCAGGGAGAGAGGGGAAUCGGACUGGCUGGUCCUCCUGGUCGAGAUGGGCCUCAGGGUUUGAAGGUGAGCAUCUGUUACCCCCGCUGUUUGGAUUUUUUAGACAAGCAAGGGAUCAAACUCUAACCAUGACUUUAAUUUAGGGAGAUCCAGGCCUUCCCGGUUCAGCUGGUCCUCCUGGGCUUCAAGGAAAACCAGGAGGUGCUGGGCUGCCUGGCCAGAGGGGAGAAGUUGGAGAACCAGGACCUCCAGGACCCCCAGGGGAGAGGGUGGGAAGAGCUGCUGAUGAAAUAAUACUGUGUGUUUUGCCCUUUGUCUGUAUGUCCGGAUUUUAAUCGAUCAUUUUUGACACCAGGGUCUUCAAGGAUUUGUAGGCAAAGCAGGAAAUGUUGGACCUCCUGGUCCUCCUGGACCUCCAGGACAGGCAGUGAGUGCAGAUUCUGAUUUUGUAUUUUUGUAGAAGUUGUGAGGCCAAGAAAUGAUAAUUCAAACAAAUAAUAAUGUAAUAUAAAGAAAGAAUAUUUGGCCUAUUUCUUAUACAUGCUGUAAUAUGAAGUGAUUACUUUCAGAGGAGCAAAAUAAAGGUUUGAGGAAAUAAAAAGAGAAGAAGGUUAAAGGGUAAUAUGUGUAAUUUGUAAUUUCUACCAUCAUUGUAUGUUUUAGGGCGCUGCUGGCACCAACGGUAUCAAAGGAGACAAGGUGACCAUCCACGCCGACACAUAAGUCUGUCUCCUUUCCUAAAUGUUGAUGGGCUUCUUGAAGGGUGAACCAAUCAUUUUUGUUGCCAGGGAGAAGUUGGGGUAGGAGUACCUGGUGCCAGAGGAGAGAGAGGAGAUGCAGGACCCAGAGUAAGACAUAAUUUUUACAAUGAAACUGUCCCUGAUAUUCAUUUCCCUUCAGCUGAUUGAAUCUUCCUCUUGCGUUUUUGUGUGCUUGUCUAUUCCCAGGGGGAGGAGGGUCAUGCUGGCGCUGAUGGAGACAGAGGGCCUUCGGUAAACUCCGUGUUUUUUUUAUAUCCAUCACCCAGGGACAUAAAGGAACGCACUGAUGCUUUCGGCAAAGCUUUAAGGAUCUUUCUCAGAGUUUUUUAAAGAACCUUAAAGCACUGAUAAGCAACCUGAACAGAUGCACCGGCAUAAAUCUUUACUUCAGUUAUAGAAGAACCGUUCUUUACUGGGACAAAAUGUCUCCCACAGUAAUUCAGUAAGCUUGUCCUUCUUAGAAACCUUUCUUUUUAAUUCUAAUUAACCUGUGCUGACUGUUUAAUCACACUGUACACUCUGAGGAGUCUGACAUUUUUGCUUUUUUAGUCUUUCUUUCUGAUCUAAGAAUCAGGCAUAGAGUAGAGAUCAUUUUUUUCAGUGCAUGUUGUGUGUCAUUGUGUGUCCAUCAGGGUCCGCCAGGGGCUCGGGGACUCCGUGGAGAGAAGGUGAAUAUGACCACUCCUUUUAUUUUACCAUCUGUAUGUGACAUCACGCUACAUAUCCCGUUGGCUUGUGGCGUGUGCCUCCCCCCAAGCCAUCAUGUAAAGUAGGAAAUUUAAUUUACACGCCUCAAUGAAAUAUUUUGCAUUCAAUCUUUCUCUUUUCGUCCAGGGAGAUUCUGGGCUGCAAGGUGACAAAGGAGAGAAGGUGUGUUUGCAUUUUAAUAUCUAAUAAGCUUCACUUCUGCUACCCCCACAGCUUUCUCUUUCUCUGCCCGUGUAUUUGUUUGUGUUUGUAAAGAUGACAAGGAGGCAAAAAUGGGGGAGGAGAAGAUAAAAUUCGACUGCUUUUGAGAAAGCUCUUUCAUGAGAUCAAAUCAGUUAAUAGCAAGGGGAAAACAUGAAUACACACAAUGUUGAUACGCUCUGAUACAACAAGUAAAUCAUCUGAAGAAAAGGUAGCAGGAGCACAUGGUAAGGCUGACUUUCUCACAAGGAGAGUUUUCCUUUCACCCCAGAUAGUGUACUCUUGUCAUGAUUUUCACCCUGACAAAGGACAACAGUAUCGAGCCUCAAAUAUGACAACUGCAACCUAGUUCAGCCAGACAUAAGUGCUGUUCUGCACUUAGCCACGAGCAGACUCUAACUGUACUGUAGGGAUGGGACAUAUGGGCUAAAAAAUGUAUCACGAUAAGAUUUUCUAUUCUGGGGAUAACGAUAAAAGUCCCGAUAAAAAAUAUUAUAAUUCCAAUCUAUAGUUGGAAUAGUCAAAGAAGAUACUUGACCACAAGUUUAAAUGGUAGGUUACGGAGAAAACUAAUGACUGUGAUGAGUCAAGUGUAAUGUCUAUCUAUCUAUCUAUCUAUCUAUCUAUCUAUCUAUCUAUCUAUCUAUCUAUCUAUCUAUCUAUCUAUCUAUCUAUCUAUCUAUCUAUCUAUCUAUCUAUCUAUCUAUCUAUGACAACAAACAAGUCUCGGGCAUACCUGAUUGCGCUCAUCUAAGCCUCAGUCUUGAAGGAAAUCCCUCAUGUGGAGCCUCAUUCAGUAACGAGCUGCCCAGAAACGUCUUCUUCAUUAUCUUCGGCCAAGUUUGUCUGUUACUCUGCUCUGUGUGGGCUAUGGCUCGCUUGCACUUAUGUCAUCGACUAGCAUUUAUCAUAUUUAUCAUGAGAUGGCCAGGGCAGGCUGAGCAAUAAGUGCCGCUCUAGUCAACCGGUCCGACCCCCCCCCCCCCCCCCCGACCCCCGACCCGUCUGGACGCCGUCUGCCUCCUCGCUGGGUGAAGCCACUCUGAGAACAGCACCCUCUGUUGACGGGCUGCAGUAUAGGUCGUAAAUCCCGCCUCCUCCAGCAAUCCCUAUGGAGUUGUGGAGAAACUUUAGGAAUUAAUUACACAGCAUAUAAGGUCUGGGAGAAACUUUAGGAAUUAAUUACACAGCAUAUAAGGUCUGCACUCUCCGAGUGCUUUUCUAGUUUCUGUACAGCUCCGUUUUUAAAAGUUAUUAGAGGGUUCAUGUUUUCUAUGAUUGACACUUGAUACAGCCUAUGGGCGUACGAAGUUUGCGUAGCUCACCCUGUGGAAUAUGCUGUUUGACACGAGCGUCACCACAGCGACUCUCCCGCCAAAUGCGUACAAUGCUACUGCUCAAUGUUGGUUUUGGGAAGUGGAGAAAAAAAAACAGGAAAUACAGAGAGCUUUUAAGCUUCAAAUCCAUAUACUAACGGAAGGCGGAACCAAGUUGUCCAUAGUAUAUACAGUCUAUGGUUUGACCUAAUCUUAGUUGAAGAUCUUUAUUUGGACAUAGACCAGGAGGAGAAAUAGGAAGAGAGAGAAGGACAAAGCAAGUCCCACACAAGCUAUAAACAAUGUCAGAAGCGGCACAGGCAUCCCUAAAAAGGUCAAAGAUUUAGAAUUGAAACAUCAGGCAUAGGAUUGUAGUUUUGACUGUAGGAAUAAAGACGAAGUCAGCAUCUUGGGAAAUAUACUCAUUUGGAAGUAUUUUGUGAGGAAGAUAAGAAGGUACCACACAAGCCUGUUAUGUAAUUGCAGCUGAUGCUGGAGCUUAGCAGCAUUCGUAUGUGUCUCCAUUACUAACUCAAUUCAGUCGAUAUUAAAGCUUGUUCGUGGGUCCAAAUCUAAUGAGUUCUGCCUGUCUGACAGAGAGGCGGACUAAAUGUCUCACAUAAUACAACAGGUUAAAACAUUGUGUAUUGAUGUUUUAGCUUGAGGAUGUUUAGCACUUGUUCUCUCUCUCUCACAGGGCGACACUGUGUUGGUUGGAGGACCUCCUGGAGAAAGGGGCAACAAAGGAGAAACAGUCAGUAAACUCCUGAAAGUGUGUUGGAGAAAAAAUCUACUUUUGUUCAUGCUGGGUAAACAUUGUUAUGGUUUCUUUAUUAUUCCUUUCAAGGGGGACAGGGGACCAAAAGGUAUGCAAGGAGACAAAGGGACAAAAGGCCAAGACGGCCCAGCUGGGGAGCCGGUAAUUAUUACUAUUAUCGUUAUUUUUGCUUCAAGCUGUAAUCCUUUCAUAGUAUUUUCAGUGAGUAACACUGGAUUCAAGUUACAGUUGUAAAACCUGAUAUAUCCACAUAUUUUUGGGGGUAGAGACAUUAAAAUAAAAAAAAUUUAAAAACACAAUAACGCAUCCUCAACAUUUGUCUGAAUACAAAACAAUGAAAUCAAAUUGCCGAUUUAUUCAGAGCGGUGGCCCAAAAUGACAAAGCUUUCAAUUUUCACAGGAUAGAAAGCAGAGAGAGCCAGCAGAUGGUUUUUGUUGAAGCUGUACAAAUUGAAAUCUGUGGUUGUCUGGCAUUUUCAUUCAGAGGCAAUCAAUCCUCAUAACUGUAGUCAAUAUAUUUUGGCUUAUGUUACGGGUUUUAGAUAGUUUUAUUGAUAUGUAAAUCAGGGUUAGGUGAUACAUUUUCACUUCAAAUCACUCAACUGUCAGGAACAUUCGGGAAAAAAAUUGCAUUUAAACUGUUUUCUUCCAUUUUAAUAGAAAAAAAAACUCAUAAAUUAUUUUGCAGUAUUGUUUUGACACGUGAUCAUUAUGUGUAUUUGAAAUUAGGGUCUGAGAGGAGAACCAGGAGAAAGAGGAUCCACUGGAUUUCAGGGUGCGCGUGGCCCUGGUGGACAGAAGGCAAGUAACACAAAGUGUAGAUAAUCAAUGUUAUUAAAUCAGAGUCGGUCAGUAAACGGCAUAGCUAAUAAUUUCACCUCUGUCAUUACUGUAAUUCUGUCUUCUGGAUACAGGGUGAAGCUGGCCUACCAGGAGUACCCGGGGAAUCGGUCUGUGGUUUUUAUCACAAGAAAAAGCAAAUUUUGUGCGUGUGUGUUAUCUCUCUUUAUUGAACAUAACAAGAUUUGAUUUUUGUCUUUGUCUUACAGGGUUUACCAGGAAAAAAUGGGCUGUCAGGGCAUAAGGGGGAUAAGGGAGAGAUCGGUGUUGUUGGAAUGAGAGGAAUCAAGGUACCUUUACUGGCUGAGUGUUUGUCUUGGCACGAGAUAAAUGUUUGUUUGAUCUCUGUGGUUUCAACCUUGAAGCAUAUUUCAAGGGUGAGUGGCAGCUAUAAAACUCCAUGUUAGCAUGACUUUUAUAUAAUUACAGCAAAUGAACACAAAAUGUGUUAGAAAUAUUCAUGUGGAAUAUUUGCCUCCGGUCUAGCACCAUGUUGAUUAAUACCUGAAAAUAGGUGUUUGUUCAGUCUGAAAGACAUUUUCUCCACUUCAUUUACUCAUUUGAACUCGAUUCAAAUCAUUGAGCCAACCAAAGAUGUGGGCAACAGUCCAGAGGUGUGAAGACCUCCUUUUUUAAGUGGACUUUUAUACCUUUUUUGAAGUAGGCAAUUUCAUUUAAGGUCUUUUUUUGUGGAGAAGACAAUUAGAAGAAUUAAGGAAACAGCAAGUCAAACCCAAGUUUACAAAUACACGAAACAUUAAAAGUAGCACAGACAUUUUCAAAAUAUAUGACCCAUUGAAAGCUAGAAAACGAAGAGCAUUCCCACUUUCCCCAGAGUUGUGUUUAUUUGGAUUUCUUUUGCAAUCGAGAUAAGGAGGUACCACUUCUUUCAAACUGUAGGUGGCAGAUGGAAAGCCACAUUGGUUGUUUGUGUUAGGUACCAAAGUUUUAACAAAAAACAGAAAAGAGAGGGACCCACAUGCAGAACUCCAAAUGAUUUUUAAAUCAUUGGCGUGGUGAUGAGGUUGUGCGCCCCAUGUAAAGAGACAACUACAGACGUCUAUAAGUUGGCAGCCCGGGAUCUGAUUUCAGCCCCUGCAGUUACAAGCAGGUCCCCAUCCUGCAUGUCAGUCCUUGUCUUCUUUCUCAUGGUUUUCUACUUUAUCUUCUCUCCAAUCCUUUCUAAACCAAAACAUAGAAGCUGAAACACAUAUGCACCGAAAACACUUUAACCAGUGUUGUUUUGUUUAUUUCCACAGCUGGUGCAUGACAGAAUUUCAGUUAUCAUCUGUCGACUCAUCUACUUCUUGUUUCCCAAUAUUAAUAUGGUGUUAAAAUGUACACAUUAGACUUAUUGUUCCAUUUACUUGCAUGAACGUUACCCCCCACUUAUAACGCCAGCUCACACAGCCAGGAACACAUUAGUGUUCAACCAUAGUGUGAACAUAAUUAUCUUCUUGCUGCUAGUAGGACCUGGUAAAUCAUUUAUUAUGCAGUGAAGGGAACAGGAUUCUUCUUAAUAAGAGGCAUUGAAACUUUCAAUCAAGUUGUGGGAGUGUAAAACGAGCAGCAUGUAAGUUCAGGACUAGUAGGAAUGUAACUUUUGUUUUGUUCUAUGUUUUUUUUUUUUUUUUUGUACCAGUUGCUGUAGCCUUUAAAAGUUAUGCAUGAUGAUGAUACUCUUCUUGCAUGAACAACCUUUCAGGGACUAAAAUCAUAAAAGGGUUGAAAACCACCUAUUUGUUUAUCUAUGUAUUGAAUAUAUAAUAUAUAGUAUUGAAUUUCCCUUCGGGGAUUAAUAAAGUUAUUCUUAUUGGUAUGCUUUUAAAGAUAAUUGCAGACAGUACCAGCUACUCAGAGAUCUCUGCAGCUGUAUUGACUCUUAUCUUGCAUUAACCUGGCAUUACUGCUUCUGAAUAUGCGCUGGAAGAGAACUUACAGUUCUGUGUUCACUCGCUCACUGCACUUGGUGGGUCAUGUAGAGUGUGUUUAGUUAGUACUCACACACACGUUAAUAACACAUGUUAUUUGAGUGGGAGCAGGUAGAGGACUGUUCAGUUCUCUGUGAAAGGCCUCCCGGUCUGUAAAGGUUGGUGUAUUUUGUUCAUAUGUGACUCACAAGUGUUGUUAUAUCUGUGUCAGUGACGAACUUCAUACGUUUCCAGGGUGACCGAGGACCCAAAGGGCUUUGUGGAGGCGAUGGACCCAAAGGAGAGAAGGUGGGAUUGAGAUGCACAGAUUUAUUUAAUGUAAAAAAAAACACAGAGAGAGAGAGAAGUGUGGAGAAAUUGCUCAGUGAUUAUUGAGCUAAAUGAGUCAAAUAUUCAUGAGUCCUCUUCUGUUAAAUGAAGUCGGCUCUUGAAAAUAUGAUAACCAAGAUGUUUUUUGUAAAAGGGUGAUUCUGGUAUUCAUGGAAGACCAGGCCUAGCAGGAAGGAAAGGUGAACAGGUAUGUAUUCUCCUCAAGAAAAACAGAAACUAUCUUCUCUAGAUUGUAAGUUUUGGUGUGCUUCUUUGUGACUUGGUGUCCUCAAACUUGUCCUUUUUGUUUUCUAGGGGAAUCUUGGACCUGCUGGACCCCCAGGGACCCCUGGAAAAGAGGGAAUAGUCGGCCCAAAGGUGAUUUCAUUUUAAUCAAGAUCUUUAUACUUUUUCAGGAGCUCUUGACAAAUGAAACAGACUGAAGUAAACGGUGUUGGCUGUGGUUUAGCUGUGGAGUCAGUUUUCUUGAAAAUGUGAAGUUAGGGGUUGGAUCUUAGAUUCCAGUGUCACAUGCUAAAGUGUCCCUGAGCAAGAUACUAAACCCCAGGGGAAAAAUUUCUUGUUCUUUUUCUUCAAUGUUUAUUUAACAGGGACAAUAUAUACAACAUUGCCAUAAGAAAUGGAAAAUGUCAUGCAUACAAGACGUCUAGCUUUAGCUAAUUUGCAGUCUUUGUCCCUGGUCAGGCUUUAGUGUAGGAUAAAAUAUACUGAAUACUAUAAAUGCAAUAAUACAACUACAGUGGAUAAUAGUGAAUGGCUAGGUGAUACGAAUAAAUAAACACAGCAACAAAGUUUAGGUUAAACAAUUACACAAGAGCGUAGAUGUUUCUAAAUGCAAAGUUGUUUCUUUUUCUGCAUAGGGUGAUCGUGGUUUGGAUGGAGCUGCUGGACCCAAAGGAGCUCAGGGAGAGAAAGGUGAAAGGGUGAGUGUCCAAGAACUUCUAUUAAAAGACUUUUAAAUAAAGUAAUUGUGAUGUCAUGCAAAAAGAGUAUUGAUUCACUGACACCAGCACAACGUUACUUAUACAAGCACACUAACAAAAACCCUGACAUACAUAACCAUCAGUGUCAUUGUGUCUUUAUUUAGGGUCCUCCUGGGGUACCUGGUCCUCCUGGUCCAAGAGGAGUAGAUGGGGCUGCUGGUGUGACUGGCCCCCAGGGACCAGUAGGUGCUAAAGGCCCAGAGGGGCUCCAAGGACAGAAGGUGAGCAUCCUUUAUUUAUCCUUUAUGAUGGUUUAUUACACAGAUAAAUAUCUUAUCAAACCAGCAAAGGUGUGCAACAUUAACACAGAUUUGGUUGUGAGGACGAUGUAAAUCAAAGUAAAGUACAGUGAAAGCAGAAGAAAUCUCAGUGUUAUUUACAUGACUGAAGUAGAGCACUCCAAAGAAACAGUCAAGUGUAGGUAGUGAUGUGACAACACACAUCAAAGUUUUGUUUUGUACAGUUUCGACGUCUUAAAUAUGAUGCCUCACUGGAAUAAAAACAAUAGUGUUUCUCCUCAGCUGUUCGCUUCUCUCUUGUUUGCCUGACUGUAACUUCUGUUUGAUUGCUGUGUAUUACUUCAUGAUGCCUCAAGAUGAUCGACAGCUUGACGGGCCCUGUGUUUGACUUGUGUCUCUGCUGGAUCAUUGAGUAAAUAAAGAAAACUGGUGACAGAAGAGCAGGGCCUAUUGAGUCUGUCUGAUGGAUGCUCUUUUUUUCAAACUCUCAUGAUUCAACUUUGUUGAUAAUAUUCUUUUAUAAGAGGGCCGGGCAUUCUACCAAUAGACCAGAAAACACUGGGGCGAAUAAUCUAUGUUGUACUGACUGUACACUCUAUAUAUACAGAGAAUCCAUUUCCACUUAUCAGUGAAGUCUGUAAAUGUGUACUGCUCUGCUCUGCAUACAAAACCAGGAAUACAUGACCAGCAUAACAGCUGUUAAAAAAUUGUCCUCUGCAUGUUGUAACAGUGUUUUUCCUGUGUAUCAGGGCGAAAGAGGUCCAAUCGGUCCCUCCAUGAUAGGUCCACGUGGUAUCCCAGGAAUUCCAGGAGAACGAGGACAACCUGUAAGUGUCACCUAGCUGAUUUUAAAGAAAGAAAAGAAACUAGUAGAUCAGAUGAGGACAUUUUUGGGACCCUUAUUGAAGCUGUUUAUAACUAUUAAACUUCUGACAGGUCUUCAAAGGAUCAAGAAUAGAGAGCGUCAGGACUAAGACACAAAAUGCAUCACUUUUAAAAUCUAUUUCCAGAAGUGACUGAAGCUGACUUUGACCUUCCACUUUGACUUUGCAUUCAGUUUGUGUGCUGUACCUUGUCUCACUCUAACGAACUAAUGUGCUGCGAGCCUCUCUGUGGGUUGGAUGUGUCCUAAUACGUGCCCAUGUUGCAGGGAGAGAUGGGCCCAGAUGGAGGCAAGGGAGACAGAGGCGAGCCAGGCAUGACGGUCAGUGCUUGAUCCUCACCUCAGGGCUCAAUCUAAAGAUGCUGACACAAAACGACACUGAAAGAGUGCUGCUGAUAUUAUGGGUGUUUUUUUGAGUCUGUACUCCUCCGUUUCCCUUUUACUUUAAAUGCAGGAGGAUGAGGUCAGAGAGUACGUUCGCUCAGAGAUGAAUCAGCACUGUGGUGAGUCUUUUAUGUGGAUGCAUUACUAAUUUAUAAGUGUUGUCCCCAGGUUGAACUUUAGAUCGUGAUCACAACAUGUGAGUCACAGCCUCUAAAUCUAACCCUUUAGAAAUAAGACAGCGAAGAAGCCGAACUAAUAUUCAACAGUGACUCCUAAAAACUGACAUUUAUUUUUCUCCCUCUUUUUGCUUCCUUCCUGUCCAUCUGUCUGGUCCUCAGCGUGUGGAGGUGAGUGAGCCGCUCGACUGCAGCAGGAAAGAGGGGUGGACAGACGGGCUGUGAUUGAGCAUGAGUCACAGCGGUGUACUAUACCACAUAUGCUGCUGCAGAGUCUGUGCUGAGAGCAGUCAGGCUCAUUCCUAUUUUAUAUUUCAUAUGAAACACUUUAGUGCAUUUGCUCUCAUUGAGAACUUCUGUGGGGUUGAAUGAGAAAGAUGCAUCAUUACUGAGGCUCUUGUAGAUGAAAAUAAUUCUCCUUUAGACAGGAUUUAUUUGAGAAAGAAAUAAGAUCAUAGAAGAUAUUCUAACUUUACCAUUAAUUAUAACUUGUAUAACUUGAGUGCAGUCCAUCACAAACUUCCCUUGUUUUGCAGACGCAUUGAGAGUCAGAGAACAAAAAGCAAAGCACUGUUUGAUGCAAAGUAGCCUUAUUAGAUUACAAAAACAAAACUGUGUGACUUAUGAUAAGUGAAAAACCUGCUACAGAAUUUCUAAAGAGGCUGGUAUGUUUUUAUCAUGGGUGUCACUGGCACAAAGAGUAUACACACACACUAAUAAAAUGCUGCUACUAUGUUAGGUCUAGCAUUGGGGUGAAGGAGCUCUAGUUUGAAAAAAGCAAAUGACCAUCAGUUAUCCAACCUCAAACUAAUGUCAUUUUAUUUAAGAUAAACGCAUUGUUUUUACACCUUAUAUUUAAACAAAACUCCCAGACCCUGCCAGAGACUUUUCAGUAGGUUAGCAGACCCUGUGUUCCAGGCAGGGGGCGGGAAUCACAUUAUCUUCUGCUGUGCAUGAAUAGUUUGUGAUACUACUUUUUUUUAAGUAAUUACACAGCUUCAAGUCCAUUUGUGGAUCCUGAAUUUGAUCUUUCUCUUAGAUAAACCUCAUACUUUCAUUUUUGUGAUUUUGUGUUCUGCCGCAUUAUAUCUGUGCACAGCAGCUGUAUAAUAUACUCAUAUAAUAUGACAGGAAAUCCAACUUAAAUGUCCUUACAGGUCAAAUGAACGACACCAGUUGUUCGCAAAGACGUGCCUUUAAAUAAUAUCAAAGAAAUAUUACCAUAUUUGUAUAAACACGUGUAUUCGUUUAAGCUGUUUUCAUUUUAGUGUUGUGAAACAGCAGCUGCAGCAGCAUGUGAUGUGAGGCAGGCUGGUGUUGUAUACAUAAAACAAAAAGAAAAGGAAUGAGGAAAAAUAACAUUUUACUUAUUUUUAUUUAAUAUCACCUCAGGGAAAGGUGUUUGUUUCUGAAUGCACUAGUCAAAUUCUGCAAUCUUUAGUUGAAUUGAUUCUGAUUCAAGUCAAAAACUUUUGACUCGAUUGCGACACAAGUUCAUAUAAAAGUGACUUGAGUCCUUAAAGGAUUACAGACAGUUUUUGGAGGACUGCCAUGUGUAGAGCUGUCUCACAAAAACUUGUAAAAUCCUUUUAUUUAUGUUGGAACAGUGGGAUGAUUUUUGUGCUGCUUUGGGUUUGUUUUGGCUCAUGUGUCGAAAGGUUUUACUACCAGUAAGUUCUGUUUCUAGCCCCCUCUCUCUUUUUCCUUCUGUGUAACACUUACUUGGUCCCCCUCGCUCCAUGAAUGUCAUCCCUGCUUCCUCGCCGUUCCUGUAUUUUCUCCUCCCAUUUAUGUAUCUGGCUCUCUCAGGUUCAGUACCAGUAGGUCGCUCUUGGCCCACGGUCAGGGCUCGGCCUGCACCGGAGCAACAAGUGGUCGUGAAGGGUGAGGAGGAGGAGGGUGAGUGUGUCCGUCAAUCGCUCUGCCUCUUGGGCCUUAAUCUGUGUGUGUGUCUUUCUGCAUACCCGUCCUUAACAAACAGGUCUGACUUGGUGAUGUUGCAUCUGGAGACCUCUGAACACUGGGUGGUUUUCUUGUUUGGAAAACAGAGGACUCCAUUUUUGUUUAUGUUCCAUAUAAGUUUUUAUGUUAUAUCUAGACUUGUACAACUUUAAGGAUGUAAGUUUUAUUUAAUUUUCUGUUCUGCAUCUGAUUCGAAGGAUUUCUGACCUGUGUGGCAUUGCUCUUCUCCCAGGCCGUGAGCUGCGUGUGGUGGUAAACACCAAUGACCCAGACUACGAACACGUCUACUCUAUCGAGGCUUACGAUGACCCCCUGGAUGAGCCGCUCCUCUUCACUUCCCUGAACAACCAGAGCGAUGGUAAUUUGUGUUGUACUAAUCCAGUGCUUUUGUACAGUUCUAACACAAGCUAGUUGAUACUUGGUGGUGUCUUUUAAAAAGAAAGAAAACCAAAGGAGAUAGUUUUUCAUUGAAAGAAAUACAUUAAUAUAUAACCAUAGAUUACAGCUUAAAUUUAAAUGCACUCUUCCUCACCAAAACGCACUGUAUAUACUAUUUAGGGUCUAAAGUAAGUAGCGCCUUAUGUAACACACGUAAUAUUUAGUGAUUACUGUUUUGUCUGGAGACCUUUGUCUCUCUAUGCCCCUUACGUCUUAUAACCUGUGUGUGUCUGUAACAUUAACUCUAGAAAGACAAAGAGGAAGGUCUUUGAUGCAUCCCAUAUAUUAAUACACCAGCUGAGGUGACGUCACAAAUGAAAUACGAGUCCUCUCACACCGCAGUUUGUUGCUGCAUAUCAUUCUGCACCUUUUUUUUUGGUUCACUAAAGACUUUAACAACUAACCUUUGAGUAUCAACACAUAAAAUACUAGACACAGGGUCAUGUAUUUCAUACUAUAUAUAUAACAACUGACACCAGAGGUUGCAGCAUCCUGAACAUUGUUACUGGUAAGUGAGUCAGAAACUGUUUUUGGGCUUGAUUUUGCCACAAAAUCUUGACUCUAACCAGAGAAUCACGCAAUGAUUAAAAAAGCAAACAUGAAGUCACAUUUCUUUUUUUGCUUUAGAAGUUUGAGCCUAAAGUUUAAGUCCUAAAACACGUCCAGAAUCCAUUUGCAUACCAGAGGGUGUUUUGUGCAGUUUACAUACUAACAAAUAAGCAUGCCGACAGCAGAUGUACAAGAUCUUGUGUAACCCCUGCUCCAAAACAAAAACAUUUGUCAAAAUAAAUUCAAAGAGCACUUCUUACCAGACUUGGAGUCAGUACACUGGCUUUCAGUGACCUUUAUCCUCCUCCAGACUGAGGCCACGAAGUCUGAAUCAGAUUUUCUGACAAAACUGUUCCAUCUAUUACGAUAUAAGGCAAAUUGCCCACAACAAUGGAGGAAUUGAUGUUAUCAUUAAGACCAACAUUUACAACUGACAUAAACAUUGGGUGACUAGAUCUAGAUCUAGAAACACCAAUAUCCCCCUUUAGCGAAAUGAUUUUAGUCAGCCAGUGAUAAUCCCCAAUAUUAAUUCAAUUGCUUUACAUGCUCCAAACUUUGCUGUUUCGUGUAAUAAACAGAAGAUGGCAUUUUAAAUUUCUGCUCACGACCCAUAAUUUGAUUUAUUCAAUCAGCAUGUAAUCCAAUUUAUGCUAGAGGAGCGUGUCUCAUAUUAUUUAUGCGUUUCACUUUGUGCUCAUUUCACCACAUAAUAAGUCUGCGUUGGCCUCAUGUAUUUCCUCACACAGCUUUUUUCCAUGCACCCACCAUCUUCCAUCUUCAGUCUGUGUUCUCGCAUGUAAAUACAAUGUUUUGACACUGUGUUUCUGUGUGUGUGGACAGGUCAGGCUGUCAAAGGUGAAACUGACAAAACAGUCAAAGUUGAAGCAAAGAAAUUAGCCAGUGCUGCCAUUAAGAGAGCAGCAACAGAUGACGGUCAGAGAGCAGUCAAAGUAUCACAUGUGAAAACAGACACGACCAAAUCAGUCAAGACCAAGAGCAGAGUCACAGGGGAAGGUAACCAGCUCAUGUGUUCUUCUAUUUGGGGAUCUAAAAAGGGUUCGUUCUGCCCUCAUGCCUGCCUGCAUAGUGUUUGGCCAUCUUUGCAUGUCACAGGCUGCACUGGCUGCUGACUUUAAGACAUGCCUCCAGAGAAUUGGAUAAUGUAUCAGUGCUGAUGAGUGAUAAGUGAAAUAUUUGAACUCUUACAAUACACAGGUUGGUUUGGAUAUGGCUUUAUGGUCAUGACUGCUUGUUUUUGGCUUUGUUGCUCUGUGCUGCUGCCCUGUUAUUGCACUUCUUUGCCAGAUUUGCCCUUUUCUCCAUGCUUGAGAUUUUCUAUGAGUCUCCCCUCUUCACUGGUUUAUGUGUGUGUGUGUGUGUGUGUGUGUGUGUGUGUGUGUGUGUGUGUGUGUGUGUGUGUGUGCGUGCGUGCGUGCGUGCGUGCGUGCGUGCGUGUGUGCGUGUGUGUGUGUGUGUGUGUGCCCUGCAGCUCCCGCAGACCCGUGCCUUCUGCCCAUGGAUGAGGGCAGCUGUGGGCGAUACACUCUGCGCUGGUACUUUAACAGUCAGGUUCAGGCCUGCAGGCCUUUUAUCUACAGUGGCUGUGAAGGAAACAACAACCGCUUCCUUCAGCCAGAGGAGUGCGAGGAGGCCUGUCUUCGGGAAGUCACAGGUACACAACCACACACACACCUUCACUAAAACACAAAAUUUUGGCCACUUAAUGUUUGUGAACUAAUGACUGAUGUGUUGUGCAGGACCAGGGCCCUUGAAAACAGCACGGUGA